AUGACUUUAGUGUCGGAGAGGGAACCCAACAGUGGGCUGUUCAGGGACUCCGAACUGUCGUCCCGGUUUGGAACGUGUGAUAUCGCUGGAUUGGAAAAGUUUUUUUGCAGAAUAGACAUUGAGUAGGUGUCAAAGAAAGUUGAGAUUUUUAUAGCCUAUUACAACCUUGCUUAAAGUGAUCAUGAACAUAGCCUGUGAUUAGCUUCUGUUUUUGUUUUGAUUGGAGAAGAAAGACAAGGAUGGACAGGUCCUGUUGGCUGGAUUGUAAAAAGCCCUAUUGACGUCCAAUUAGGCUAUAUUCAGUCACAUUGAAAAGCUGGUGGUUAUGGUUAUACAGUCGGUUUUUACCUCACAUGAACUCUUGGUUGCUUCUGUAACCAAUCAAUGAUCAAACCUGAGUCGUCCAUUCUCGUGAAUGCAUUAUCCCUCUGAGCUAAAGCCUUCACACGUUCUCCAGUCUGGGGGCAAUGUUGCAUAUCAUUUCAGCAAGCAUAGUUCAGCAAACCACCUCUACAUUUAUUCAGGAGACAACGACAUAGGAGAUUCUUAUAAUUGAGACAGUGUCUGCUCCUUGAAUGAAAGCCAGUUGUCAUUCUGUCUUUUUAUCGCUCUAUCCACCUCCAUCUCUCUCCUUCUCCUCUGCCCAUCCGAGGGUGUGAUGAAUUGAAUGUGGUGGGGCAAUUGAGUUGGGCAAAGAUGAAAGACAUCUCUUUAUAUAGUCACUCAUCCAGUCAUCCCUGUCUCGAUCCCUGUCUGUUUAAAGGAUGGGAAGCUGCAUAUGACUGUUAAUCAUACAAUCAAAUAUCUAUCAACCGUGAAAUGUCAGCUGCUUUAUCAUAGGCCUCUUUAUCUUUAGGUUUCGGAUCUCUCCUCUCUGUUUGUCUGCGUAUCUGCUGUAUGAGAAAAUAGGCAGAUUUGACACUUUACGGUAUGCCUACUAGCAUCCAAUGAAAUUGUAUGCAUUUGUAACAUCACAAACACUAUAGACCAAUGAAAACCAGAUGUCAUCCUGUGAUUUAAAUCAACAUUCUUCAUUAGGGCACACCAUAUUAAAAUGUUUUGCAACAGUAAACCAAGUCAAGCAUUUCUUAUUGGACAAGGUCUGGUAGUGCCUCCCAAUUUGUUUGUUUUCUUUCUGUAAGUGUGCCUACUGAACAAGACUCGGGUUUGAAAUAGAAAGGGUUACAUGUGGCAUAAAAUAGUGUCGUCCUAUUCCUGUCCUGAGAGCUGUUGUGACUGACUAAACUCCCCUUGAGAAAUAUAUCCAUGCUGAAGUGGGAUCCUGUGAUGUUGAGAUUUACAGCAGUGUCUGGGAGACAGAGAGACUUUCCAGUCCCUGAAGUGGAACUGUGAGACUAAGGACCUUGUUCCAAUGCAAAGAAACUGCAUUCUUAAUUAUUUAUGUCCUUCCUUCCUUCCUUCCUUCCUUCCUUCCUUCCUUCCUUCCUUCCUUCCUUCCUUCCUUCCUUCCUUCCUUCCUUCCUUCCUUCCUUCCUUCCUUCCUUCCUUCCUUCCUUCCUUCCUUCCUUCCUUCCUUCCUUCCUUCCUUCCUUACUUCCUUCCUUACUUCCUUUCCUUCCUUAGCAUACAUGUACAUGUACCUAGUAGAAUCUUGCUUUCACCUAUCCGAUGGUGUUACUUCAAGGUAGGAUAAAUGCAUUUUUAUAGUGUUUUAACAUGGCCAGCAGAUCUAUGGUCUCUCUGGAGUGUGCUGAGCUGAUUUCACAGUGCUGUGGGGGAGAUGUCUAACUGGGCAAUGAUGAUUAUGAUAGUCACACAGCCUAACUGAGGCACCAUUUUAAUCUUUCAUCCGCAGAACCAAAACAAGCCACCCUCCCCUCCCCCUCCCUGCUUCACCAUCAUGUUAGAGCCCUCUUUCUUUCCUCUCCUUCCAUAUCUCCCUAUCCCUCUUCUCUUUCUGUCUCUUGAACCCUUUCACCUCCUACCAUUUAUCUUUUGCUCUCUCUCUCUCUCUCUCGUUCUCUCUUUACCUUUUGUCUUUAAUAUUUGACUUCCAUCUCUGACACUAAACAGCUAAAAAACAACAGUGAACUAUUCAUUUCAAGUGCUUAUGUUUAAAAUGCGUCACGGUAAGACCUUCGAAGAACAGGUUCAGUGAGUGCACAUGAGCAGUCAAACCCAUUCCCAGGCAUGGAGUGAAUAGAGAUUUCACCACAGGUGGCUGGCAGCACCUUAAUUGGGUAGGAUGGGCUCAUAGUAAUGGCUGGAGCAGAAACAUCAAACACAUGGUUUCCAUAUGAUUGAUAGCGUUCCAUUCACUCCAUUCCAGCCGUUAUUAUGAACCAUUUCCCCUCACCAGCCUCCUGUGGAUUUCGCACAGAUGUUUGGUGUUGCCUCAUGGCUGUGUGUGUGUGUGUGUACUGUAUAUGGUGUGAUCUCCAUGGCUUGCUGAGUGUGUGAAUGUGAACCUACCUAACUAACUAGGUCAGCUGAUGAAACGUAGCGACUGACUUCUUCUCCAAGGCCCCGGCAAACUUAAUGCCGGCGGAAAUGGCUACCAUGGCAACCAGACGUCCCUCUCGUCUUGACGACUAGGCUCAAGGCUCCUCUGGUUUCUCCCUCCUUUUGCUUUGUUUUGCCCUGAGGAAGAUCGAUGCUUAGUAGAUAACGUGUCACGGUGUGGUCUUAGUGUUUAUCACAUCGCUGCAUGUCAUGUCCCUUGAUUAUUAUAAAAAUAGAGAACCAGUAUGGUACAACACUCAGCAAGAUAGUGUCACUGUUUAGUUUUUUUUAUACCAGCUCUGAUUCACUUCCUUAUCACAACGAUAUCCAACAUGGCUGCCCUGUUCUCAUAACAACGCAUUCGUACAAUGGGUCCCACCCACCAGGGUCAUUUUCAAUAGUGCACACCUUAGCAAAACAAGGGUUUCCCCCUCAGAAGGCUGAAAAGAUUUGGCAUGUGACUGGCUGCAUCACCGCUUGGUAUGGCAAUUGCACCGCCCUUGACCGCACAGCUCUACAAAGGGUGGUGCGGACAGCCCAGUACAUCACCGAGGCUGAGCUACUAAGCUAUAUGGAAUUGUUUUAAGGUUAUACCAAGGAUCAUUUUGCUAUUUGAUUUGGAAUUUUAAGACCCCUUGAAGUGUAAAAAAAUAAUAAUGAUUUGGCCUUACUGCUAUUAGCCCAUACAAACACAUUGAAUAACAUAUUCACUACAUGGAACAACACAUGGUCCCCCCCCAAAAAAAUAUUGAAGGGAAGUUUGUUCUGAAGUGUCUGUCCUAUGUCUGAGAGAUAUAAGAAAGAUCAGGAUUUUUAUUUAUUUAUAUUUUUUACAUGUAUUUAACCCCUUAUUUUUUACACUAAACAGUCUCCAUAUAGACAGUCUCAGAAGAGUCUUGUGAGCGUCCUAGAGCAAAACAACCAACAUGUACGUGUUCAUGAGAGUCUCACCUUUCCACAGGUAAUAUUAGUGUGUAGCCCAAACUGUUCGGACGCUACAGACCGAAGUUGGCAGAUCGGCUGUACCAACUUCAGACGAGUCCCAAGACGAUUGUGGGGGUCGUAGAACAAAAUGGAGUCUCAUCUUUCCAUAGAGGGGUCAUGAUAGUGUCGUGUAUUGAGAUUAUGACUAUUUUGGAGGAACAAGGAAUGUUGUUUAGGUUAGUAUCAGAAGGCAAUGUUUUAGGUGUAAUACCACAUACCACCGACAGGAGGUGGGUUGUAGACAGGGGAGACUGGUGAUUGGCCAGAAGAGGGGGCAUCAUUGUUUAUAAAUAGGGGGGAAAAUGACGGAGAGGUUAGAGCAAGCAGCCAUUCUGAGGCGUCUCUCCGGGUGUCAUGUCACCUGUUACUCAUGCUGAAGCUUGUGAUCUGAAUAAACCUUAUGAUCGACGUUCAGUAUGAGCAGACUCCUUGAUUGACGGUAACACCUGCGAAUAACAUACACUACAAAUGGAGGCACUGCUGAGAUAUUGAUUGCAUCGUUAUUGGUCCCUUUCCUGGAUUCGUGAGUUGACUAUUGUUCAAGCCGGCUAAAGGUGAGAUUAUUCACAAACUUUGGACACUAGUCAUUUCGUUGAUUGGGGAGAGGGCUUUGACGGUGCACAGUUAAAAGUACUUGGGUCGUUAUUGAGGUAUGGUGUUGCUGUUAACUGGGAGUCUGAACGAAAAUAUUUUAAAUUUGGUUGAUGUGUAAACGCUGUUUACAACAAUGGAUUGUACAAAUGGAUUGGUAGAGAAUAUAUGUUGGGAGAUAUCUGCAUACUUAGGGCACCGGGAAUACGGAAAAGACCUCGAAACGAGGCGACUUGUAAUAAUAAUUAUUAUUAUUAUUAAGUGGGCUACAAAUCCUGGGCUUAGUUAGACUGAAUCAGGUUGAUUUCUUAAGCGGGAAUUAUGAAGUGAAUUGGUGUAUUUAUGUUAUACUCCGCCUCUGGUCGACGGGAAAUUGGUUUGGGGAUAACCGCUUGAUAUGAGAUUCAUCUUUCAAGGCAGCAUAAAGUUAGACGGGGAGAAUUGGACGAUUAUUUAUUUGGCCACGGUGCAGGAUAUUGAUUUGUGUAGUAGGCUGCUGUUGGCUAGAGGCUGAAGCUAAGGCUGGAUUGUUUCAGGCCACGUGGUGCCUCGUUGCUAAGGCUUGAUUGUAUGGUUCGGGUCACGUGGUACAUCGUGGCGAAAUGCUAAAUGCUAAUUUUUGAGGCUAAAGUGUGAAUCAUGCUACAUCAUGGUGGCUGGAUGCUAGUGCUAAUUGUGUUUUGUGUCACGAUGUACCGUAGGCUAAGCUAACUGCUAAGGUUGAAUGCUAAUUGUGUUGCGGGCUAUAUGCUAACGGAUAUCCUUAGAGAUUCCGUUGCGACGGGUGAAAGUCUCUUAAACUUGUUUAUGUGUUUGUAAGUCAGGUUAUAUGUUUUGUGAGCGCUGGUAAAUGUUGUUUGAUUAUAAGGGGGAAAUGGGAAUUACAGCUGGACUGUUAUUAUGUUUGGGGAGAGAGAAGAGAGAAUCUUUCUUCCACGGUGAAAAGUAUUUUUGAAUGGUUAUGCGCAUGCGUUUAAUUUUGCGACACUACACUACAGAAAGGGGGAGUUUAUGACACGAGAUUAGGACACGUUUUGGUUUAUGGCACUAAAUCUACGACAUGCGGUCGACGAAACAAAAUGGUGGCGUAAGGUCAUAUGUUUGUUUGGGGUUUCUUGUUCAGGGGUUUAAGGGCUACCGGAAGAGAGAGGUGAACACGACUCUUUUAAAAUCGUUAAAGUAACUGUUAUGUGAACGUUAAACUAUUUGGCGAGAUGUAGUACAUUUAUAGAUCAAAUAUAUGUUGACGGAGUAUAAUUAAUUAAAAUAAGACUAUUAAAAUUAAAUGAAAUGUUUUGGAGCGAUCUAUGUAAUAAAGGAUAUUUGCGCAUGCGUGGGAUUUCUGUAAAACAACACAUUGGUUAAACUGCAGGGGGAGACAGAGGAACCCAGACGACGGAACAAAUAGGCCCAGGGAGAGUUUAACACAAAUCUUAUAAGUUUAUAAACGGCGGUGGGUUAAGAUGAAACUUGUUUUGGGACCUAUUAAAUUUAUAAAUUAAAUAUAUGUUGACGAAGUAUAAUGCAUUGAAUGUGGAUAACUUGAUUAAUUGCAUAAACUGCUGAAAUCUUGUGUGUUUCUAUGUUUUUUGAAAUAUGAGAGGAACAUGGAAUGGCGAGACGAGAGAGAGGAGGGGUGACGUCACAUGACGUGACAUCACAUGAUGCAGGAGAGGAUCGGAUCAGGCUAGUACACAAAAUCAUCCUAACCAGAUAUGUGAUGUUAUGACAAUUUUACAUCGGCUUGGCAAAUACUAUUUCAUUAAAAAUUGCAUUUUGGAGGCUAUGUGCAUCACUGGGGUUUAAUUACAGAUGUGUUGGGAAUCCAGGAUGGAUUGAGGAUUCUUCUGUAAAUUUAUGAUAAUUAGAGCUAAUGGAGCAAGGGGUUAUGGGAAUUGGAGUAUUGUAGUAUUGAAGGUUAGGCUUUGUUUAUGGGUAUUUUAGUCUGAAGAUUACUAACUUGCAUUUACUUGCAUUUGAUGGGUUGUGGUAAUAUAUUCAACACUAAUUGAUAAAUUGGUGAUAUAGGAAUAAAAAAUUGGUUUUAAAUUAUUCAUAAUUUUUAAUUGAGUUUUUAAUGGGUUUUUAUUUUUAAUUAAAGGGUUUUUGAAUAAGGCAUUUAAUUGAAUGUUUUUAAUAUUCAUAUUUUAUUUUAUUUAAUUUUUCUUUUGGGAGGAGGGAAGGGAAAAAAAAAUGUUUUUUUUUUAUUUUUAUUUUUUUGAAGGUUGUUAGGGUUAUAUUAAUAAUUUAAGGGGGGAAGCCUAUAUAACUUAUACAGUCUAGAAUAAGAUAGUUCACAAUAAAGGAAUAUAAAAGGGUGUUACAAUGGGGAAAAAGAUAUCAGGACUAUGAGAGUCAUUUCACGGGUGGAAAUAGGGGUAAUCCUUUAAUUAAAGUGUUGCUAGGUUAUCCGGCAAGUGAAACAAAAGUUGCCCUUCAUUCUCAAACAAAAAUUGAUAAAAUAUGUCAGCGAUAAGAUAGGUUUAAAAAGUAGAGCUUAGGGAUGUUUAUUCUCAGCUUAUAAUGAUCAUCUAGCAGGGUGAUUAUGGCAUCAGAGAUGAAGACGAAUACGAGCAGAAACAACGAUGAAGAUGAAUUCAGAAGACGGAAGAAAAUGGGAUGUCUGGGAACUUAAGGAGAUGAGGAGGAUGAAGAUGAGUGAUUGAGAGAGGUCAUGGGGGGAUAUGACUCUGAUCAGAAGGAAGUGGCAAGAGAGGAAAGAAGGAUACUGGAGACUUGAUCUCUGAUGAAAGUUGAACGAAGGAGACAAGAGAUUCGAGUUCUGAUGAAGAAAGUGAUGAAGAUUUGGAGAUUAAAGGUGUUGUAUGUUCAAGAGGAUUUUAUCCUACAAUGACUGGCAAAGAAGAAAUAGGAGAUAUAGACCGAGGCGUAUCAGGCCUGGAGGAAGAGACGACUUUGGGAGAGGUAAGGGAGCUAGAGGAACAGCUCGAGACGCUGAAGAUAUAGAAGAGACAAGGAGAAAACCUGCGGAGAACAUUUUUAAUCCCAAGAAUUGAAGAAGAACACAUUGAGGUAAAGAAGAGCCCACUAGUAAGAAGAUGAUGGAAGAUGAUAUUUCGAGGACAGAACUUGGAACUAAGGUUGAAGAAUACUGAUAUGUCAACGAUGAGAAGAACCGGACGAAGAAAACUCAAGCAAAUACAACUUAUAACUGGUGGUGGAGAAGAAGAAAAUAAGUGUGGGUUAUGAAGAAUCAGAGUGAAUCAAAUCAACAAUCACUGUUACAGCUUUAACGGAACAAUAUCAAAGGCAAUUGUACCAACCAAGGGGGGACCAGAUGUUCCAUAUCGACUGUCAGUUUCUGGACAGACACAGAAUUGGAGAAGAAGAAACAGAGGAAGAUCAACGAGCAAGUGAAGAUCACCGGUGCUUCAGGUGAACACUAAAUAUUCUAGAGUGCCGAGAAUAUCCGGAAGGGGUGCAUUGCUGAGAGCAUCGAUUAGAGAAGAAGAGGAAAUAGCUAACAGUUGAAACAACUGACCAUUAGAAGUGAUAGUGAAUAGGGGAAAAACUUAUCGGGGUUCCGUCUAAAAAGGUUAAACAUAUCACUCUGUAAAAUAAACUAAUUAGGUUAGGAUAGGGAUUGGAAGUAGUAAAAUAGUUUAAUUACUCUUAGGGAAUCAAUUGAGCUCUGCUAUAAAAGUCAAAGAGGAAGUAAAAGAGACAUACUAAUAUUAGAAGAUGCUGUUAUGGCAGUGUUGGGAAGAGAUGCAUGGUGUAAAUUUAAGUGUUCAAUCAGAGGCAUACUGACUGUCUGGUAGAAUAUUUUAAAAAGUAGGGUUUUUGGGGAAUCAUUUGCUUAAAAUAUAAAUAUCAUAGGAAGGAUGAUAAUGUAUUAGAUUGCCUGUUAGACAAUCUGUCUGGGAAAAAACUUAAUAGGGGUGACUGUUAUUUUGGGUUACAUUCUUACACUAAGAGAUUUGAGGUUAGGUUAAAAGGUGUUUAGUCGGUUUUGCCAAGUCUGUGUGUAAUGAGUCAGAAGCAGGUGGGGAACUUUCCCAAUCACAUAUUCUAAAAAUUUGGUGGUAAGAGAUUUUGUCAAUAGAUCAGGGGAAAAGGUUUUAAAUGUUAUGAGAGAAAAGAUUAGAUUAAAAUAAGUUAGGGGUAGGCUAGGUUGAAGGGACUCUGAGACAGUAAGCUAAGUUUCAAAGUUAGUAGUAAGACAGAGAGAGAACAGUAAUGAAUGACACUGUCCAGUAGGGAGAUCAAGGUCAUUAUAGGUGUAUUUUGUUAUAAUCAGGAGGUUUAAAGUUUAGAGGUAGAACUGAAAGGGGGAAAAAGUGACACUAGGGGUGAUAGAUGGAAGUACAAGGAAGGAGUUCAAAGUCUUAUGGGAAAACUAGGAGUAAAUAAGGACAUUAACACUUCAGGUUAUUAGAACAACAGGGAGAAGCAAUUUAACUCUUUCAACAUUGAUAGGUAUUAAAGUCAUAAACAUAUUGCAUUUGAUUAUAAGGGAACCAGUACAGCACCAAUUUUAGGGGGAAAAAUACUUAUUAGGGUUUAAGAUGGGGACGUUUCUCUCAUAUGGAGAGAUAAAUAUGGAGAAUAAGUAUUGUUAUCAGGACCAGGAGUAGAAGGAGGUAUAGUUUGGAAUAGGGUUAGGAGUGACUGUUCACUUAUGUUGCGUAAUAUUAUAGAGAAAGGUUAGGGAGAAUAUAUGUGUACUUAUUUAGGGCAAGCAUUAGAAUUUGUUUCGGUUAGGAAUUAUUGGUUAAAGGGCAAUGUAAUUCAUAAAGUAACGCUUAUAAUGGAAGAUUUGAAGUCUGUGGAAGUUUUCACAGUCAUUGAGGGAGUUCAGGAGGAGUAGAACUGAAUGGACAGUAGUCACUCCAACAGUAGAUAAUACACAGAGGAUAAUGGGAAAUUUUGCACUAGAAGUAAUUAGGGUUGAUACAGCAGCUAAAUCAACUACUUUAAGGGUAACUUUGGAAGGGAUUAAUGAUACUAUGGCAAUAGCAAAUAUAGGAGUAGGAUACUGACAACAAUUGUUCUGAAAUUAAAGAGGUAGCAAGAGGGACUCAGGAGGUUAUGGUACGAAUGGGGUUAAAAUAGAGCAGAUAGAAACAAUAUAGAUUAAUCUGAAAUGGAGAAUAGAGAUUCAUCAUGGAAGCUGCAGUAUGGGGUCUUUUGAUUUUGAUGACAGAGGGGGGGGGGCAUCUGAUCAGUGCUGCUCGUUCCUCUGUUGUGAAAAUUAGAGAUAGAUUAACUCAUUCUGUAGGGUCAGUGAGGAAUCUUGAGGGUUGAUGUCUGUUGGGGAUGCCAGCCCAAGACGUGUUAGACGGUCGCGCGGCCUCUGGCAGGUGUGGGUAAAUGUUAUGCUUUGUCAUGACUGUGGUAUCGGCAACAGUCAUUGACCGAUAAAAUAAUGUAGUUGUCAGACCAGUAGGGUUUAAGUGUUCUUGGGUGAAAAGAUUACCCUAUGAGCAUUGGUUAGAGGGAAAGUAAAAUCAGGUAAUUGCAAACCCUGAAGCAUUCAGGUGAAAUAUUGAGGGCUAAAAGUUGUGUUUGUUCUAAUAAAACAUAUGAGGUAAGGGGUAUGUUUAUGGAAAGAUCAGAUUGGGAUGUUAGAUGAUAACUUUGGAUAAGCAUGACCUUAAGGGUAGUAAUGACAAAUAAUAGGUUACUUUUUAUAUAUCAGGUAGUAAGAAGAGCAGGACUUUGAUGGUUAAAAGAUUAGCUUUUGACUGACAAUGUGACUAUGGGAAUUUUAGAGGAUAAGGGGAAAUUAUGAUAGAGUAUAUUCUUACCCUAUGGGGGAUAGGAUGUUGUUACAGGUCAACGUUGAAGAUUCCAUAUGAGGUUUUACCAUUAUAAGAGGGAUAGCAUUGGACACAGCUAAAUCUAGGGUUAAAAGGGUGACAUUACAUUUACAUUUCAGUCAUUUAGCAGACACAUGGCGACAUGUCAUAGUCUUCAAGCCUAUCAUUGAAGAAUAAGUUUAAGGGAGAAGGGGGGACUUCAUUCAUGGUAUGGUGUAACAUUUGGGAAGAUAAUAUUGAUAAAUAUUAGUGUAUUCCUGUGAGUCCAGAUAGUUUAGAUAAUAUAAGGGAAGCAUUUGAAAGGAUUUGGUUGCAAGAUUAAUUAGGCCAGUAGGGGCAGUGAUGGGUCAGAUUCUAGUAGUUUAAGCUUUGAUAACACUGUGUGAUGUUUGUACUGACUUUUGAGAAAGUUAUGAGAUUGAGAUAGGUUGGAGAAGUGGUGCCUGGAGACAACACUCAGAUGCCGGUGUUGACUGUUCCGGAUCUGGACGAAGACGGACGAGGGGGUCUAGAUGGACUACUGAAUGGAUAAAUAUCAUUUUGGAUUAUUUUAUGAUUUUUCAAAUUGGUUUUUCAAUAUUAGUAUGAUUUUUAGUGUGAUUUAUGAAUCAAAGGGGGGAAUGGAUAAUGUGAUUCAUGCAUCAUUUAUGUAUCAUUUUUUAAAUUCUUAGGUGAAAUGGAGGUUUAAUUUGAAAGUGGUUGUUUUGCAAAGGAUACUGUUUGGUCGUUUAUUUUCUUGUCAUUCCAGAAGCAUGUGGGAGAACAUGUGGAGAUUGGAAUACUCAAACAAAGACAAUAUGAAGGGACAAUAUGACUGGAGGAGAUGAAACAAGGAGGGUGUGGCUGAUUCCAUCAUCAACAAGUCCAUUGGAAGAGGACACUACAGGAAGAGGAAGUGUAGUGGACUACAUUCCAGUGUCUGCAAUGAAAUAUAGACAUAUUUGAUGUGUAAUACAUAAUUGUGUCAUAUUCUUAGGUAUUGAUUUUAGUAGAAUGAUGUUUGAUGUUAUUGAAUGCAGAUGAGGAUCGUAGAUGCUUUUGUUUAUUUCGAUGGGGUUAGGGACAGAAUGUUUAAGCAGGGAGAGAUUCCCUUUCAGGUCCUAUGGGUUGACCAGCCUGAGAGUGGAUAUUUAUGGAUAGGAUUUUGUUUACAUGGGUAUUUAAUUACAUCAUAGUUUCAAAUGCAUUUACAUGAGUUAUGAGGUUAUCUGGAGUACCGACGGUGGUUGCCUGGGGCAGAGGGACGGUGAGAGAAUUUUACUGUCUUGAUUGAUAUGGAUGGAUGGCUGCUGGACAGUUUUUCGCUCUCACACUCCAUAGAGAUUUAUUCAUUAUUCAUAGUAAUGUGUUCAUACUUCAGAAACAGUUGUUCAUAAUUCAUAGUAAUGUGUUCAUACUUCAUAAAUAGUUGUUCAUAUGUCAUAGUAAUGUAUUCACACUUCAUAAACAGGUAUUUCAUAGAAAGGUAUUUACACUCAAGAGGAGAAUGGGUUUGGUUUAAUGUUAAAGAUACUCAAUGAGAUAAAUGGUUACUAGUCAUAAUCCUAUUCUGUUUGGUUUCGAGACGUUUAGUUCGUCUCGAAGGGGGGAAUAUGUCGUGUAUUGAGAUUAUGACUAUUUUGGAGGAACAAGGAAUGUUGUUUAGGUUAGUAUCAGAAGGCAAUGUUUUAGGUGUAAUACCACAUACCACCGACAGGAGGUGGGUUGUAGACAGGGGAGACUGGUGAUUGGCCAGAAGAGGGGGCAUCAUUGUUUAUAAAUAGGGGGGAAAAUGACGGAGAGGUUAGAGCAAGCAGCCAUUCUGAGGCGUCUCUCCGGGUGUCAUGUCACCUGUUACUCAUGCUGAAGCUUGUGAUCUGAAUAAACCUUAUGAUCGACGUUCAGUAUGAGCAGACUCCUUGAUUGACGGUAACACCUGCGAAUAACAUACACUACAAUAGUUUUGUAGGCCAAACCGUUCGGAUGUUACAGACGAUUUUGUGACGAGACCAAUUUUCAGAAUGUCUCAUGCUCUGUAACCUUUCACCACAGAUGCGGAAGUGUGGAUUGAGAUAUCUCUAGCUUAAACUGACUGAUUUUUAUGGGGAUUUUAUAAAAAUAAUGCUAAUUAGAUUUCCACGGGGCGCGGACAUCGACUCUAGGGGGUUUAUAGUACCCGAACCAUCUGCAUUGACUAUCUUUCACUGACCCUACGCACACUCACUAGACUUUAUAUACACACCAUAUACACACUCACUCACACACACUACACUGUCACUCACACAUAUCCCUCACACAUUCAAACACUACAUAUGCACACACAAACAUAACACACACACGCAUACCGACACAACACAAACACAUACAGUAUACAUACACACACACAAACACUUUUACACUCAUCAUAUGCUACUGCUACUCUGUUCUGUGUUCUUAUCCUGAUGCCUAGUCACUUUACCCUGCCUUCAUGUACAUAACUACUUCAAAUACCUUGUACCGCUACACAUUGAUAUGGUACUGGUACUCCCUGUAUAUAACUCCAUUCUUGUGUAUUUUAUUUUGCUUCUCUUGUGUUAGUCACUAUUUAUAUUCAAAAAAAUGUUGACUCUUUAUCAUCGGGAAAGGUUCAUAAGCAAGCAUUUCACUGUAAAGUCUAUACCAGUUGUAUUCGGCGCAUGUGAUAAAAUUUGAUUUGAUUGUUAUUGGACAAGUUCAGAUAAUCCCUCCCCAUUUCAGCCUGUUUGCUUCCUAGUGAAUAGGACCCAGCCUGCAUUCAUACUACCCACCCACCAGCCUGAUUCAAAGCAAAGCAACCCUCUUAGUUCGGAUCCAUUUCUUGCCUUCGGCAUCCUUUCUGUUCUGGGCUUUCUAUGCGUCAUUGGAGAAGUAGGUGGAAUGCUAUAAUCUUGCUGGAUAAUUGGAUAUGCGUCAAAGCAAGCGUUAGAUGUUGUUUUUGAGCAUCAAGUGUUUAUUCUUCCUGCUUUAUCACCAUGUAGCUCAGUUGGUAGAGUAUGGCGCUUGCAACGCCAGGGUUGUGGGUUCGAUUCCCACAGGGGGCCAGUAUGAAAAAUGUAUGCACUCACUAACUGUAAGUCGCUCUGGAUAAGAGUGUCUGCUAAAUGACUAAAAUGUAAAAAUGUUAUUGCCCAUUGGUGUUUUGACAGUGCAGUGAUCGCAUCCAAAUGCCAGGCAGGGUAGUAAUGGGAAGAGUGGUGCACUCUAGGGAAUGAUAGUGUUCCUUUAAAAAUGAGGGUUGUGCUUCAGAAUUGAAUUGAGAAUGCCUCAUAGAUUGUAAUUAUUGAAUUGAAUUUGAAUUUAAGUAGUAAACAGGAUACAGAAUUGCAAUUUGAAUUUGAAUUAAUGGGAAUGGAAUUGAAUUCAGUGAAAUUAAAUUAAAUUGAAAUCCCUGUACUAUAUUAGGUGUAGUCCAUACAAAUAUACAUAUUGUACAUAAAACAUCACACGUUACAUUAUAUAAAUGCAAAUAUUCUAAGUUAUUAUAUUUCAUUAAUCACUUACAUUUAGUUCAAUAUGGGGAAAAUACAUUUCCCAGAAUGCAUUAGUUUAACCCUCAAGUUGACCCUAAAGCCUUCGAAAAGAGGCAAAAAAUAUUAUGGUUGGUGGAAAUAUAAUUGGCUAUUCUAAGCACGAAGAUUAAAAGAGCAUAUGAACAUUGUUUCCAGUGAAAAGUUAUAUACUUUGGUAUCUGGAAGUGACCUGUCAGACUCAAUGAAGCUCAUGUUCUAUGACUGAGUGGAAUUUCUUUGAAUUGCACUGAAUUAAAUUCUACUUCCUGUCACUCAAAUGUCCUGUGGGGUGUGGCCAAUUCUAAUUUCAACUCAUGAGUUCAAUGGAAGUCAAAACCAAAAUUCUGAAUUGAGCACAACCCUGGUACACACCAUUGUCUUGCACGUGACACACACACACAAACAAAGUUAUCUGUAUGUAACUGGAGCAGGCAGCUGACACAGACGACAGUGAGAGAGGCAGGAGAUGCAUCAGGCAGACAAGGUUAUACAUCAAGGUCAGUGGAAGUGUGUGUGUCACUGGUGAGUACACUCAAACGGCGUACAUUUUUAAAAGGAAUUCUCUCCUUCCCUUCAGUGCAUGUACGCAUACGUGUGUCAAAAAUGUAGUAAAGUUGUGGAUGUAGUUGGCUUUUUUCAUUUGGUAGUCUGUUACACAAACAAAAACAUCCAAUCACUUGCUAAAACUAUGACAUGGAUGGUGUUUAUUAUUUCCAGCCAAACAAAGGAUGCUCUUUGCUAUCAAGUCCCAGGUUCAACUUGUAUCCAUGUACCGUAAACAGUUAGGUUCCCCCUGCAGAGCGUUGGGAUGCAUUCUGUGCAUUGCUCCUACUUCUACAACAUCUUUAAUCUUUCCGAAUCCCCCCUCAUCUCCUCUACCCCUUCCUCACUUAUCUCCCUCUCCAUCUCAAUCCUCCUCUCCCCUAGUGUUGUCACGAUACCAGUAAUGCAAUACUAUGACAAUACUGGAUUUUCAUGAAGCAGACUGAACUUUAUGGUCUUUUAAAAACCAGCUCUAUGUUAAAUAGUGUGUGAUAUAGUUAAAAACAUAAACAAAAGUGACGCUGGGUGACAACAGAAAGUCAGCUUAAUGUUUUUUCUCCUUGCCACAAUACUUCAGAGUAUGUCUGGUAUCAUGACAACCCUAGGUGUCCCCCUGUUCUCCCACCUCCUCUAUCUGACUUUCUGACAACGGUGCAGUGUGAGGGGAUGAGGGCGCUUUGAAGGCUCCUCAGGGUUGGCCAUUACAUAAGUCUGGGCUUGGCAGGGCUUCCUCUCUUCACUGCAGAACCACCUUUAUUGUCUCACUAAUGUCUCACCUUAACGGUCUCACCUCCCUCUUACCUCUCUACUGCCUUACCGCUCUACUGCCUUACCUCUCUACUGCCUUACCUCUCUACUGCCUUACCUCUCUACUGCCUUACCUCUCUACUGCCUUACCUCUCUACUGCCUUACCGCUCUACUGCCUUACCUUUCUACUGCCUUACCGCUCUACUGCCUUACCGCUCUACUGCCUUACCGCUCAACUGUCUCAGUAAUGUCACAAAUCUAUUGUAUCACUUCUCUGUCUCACCUCUACUGUCUCAUUGAUAUCUCACCCCUCUACUAUAUCUUCUCUCUGCUUUCGCCCAACUCUGUCUCACCUCCCUUCUGUCUCAUCUCCCUUCUGUCUCACCUCCCCUCUGUCUCACCUCCCCUCUGUCUCACCUCCCCUCUGUCUCACCUCCCCUCUGUCUCACCUCCCCUCUGUCUCAUCUCCCUUCUGUCUCACCUCCCUUCUGUCUCACCUCCCCUCUGUCUCACCUCCCCUCUGUCUCACCUCCCCUCUGUCUCACCUCCCCUCUGUCUCAUCUCCCUUCUGUCUCACCUCCCUUCUGUCUCACCUCCCUUCUGUCUCACCUCCCUUCUGUCUCACCUCCCUUCUGUCUCACCUCCCUUCUGUCUCACCUCCCUUCUGUCUCACCUCCCUUCUGUCUCACCUCUCUAAAUUUUCUACUAGCCAGGUCUGUAAAUUACUAGCCUCGGGCUAGCGGGCUAACUUAAUUUCCAUCUCUGCUCUCACCCCUCUCACCUCUGGCUCAAUAAAGGUAUUCAACACACUUAGAGUUUUUAGCUGAUGUCAGAUGAAGGGUAAAAGGUUUUGCUGUGUCAGAUAUUAAAUCCUGACCUUGUCUGGUAACCGCGGUGUUGCUCUCCGCCCUGUCCCCUUAUUAAGAAUUCAGUGCAGGAAUGAAGGUCACUUGUCCCUUUGAAUUUGUCUGUGCCAGUAUUGCAAUGCUGACACACUCGCUCUCUCUUUGUCGAUCUGUCUCUACCCUCUCUCUCUCUUGCCACUCUUUUUCAACCCCUCUCUUUCCUAGGGGAGAGCUUUGAGCAGAGCCCCCUUCAGAGGUCCUUCAAGUCCAAGGUUCUGGCCCACUACCCUGAGAGCACAGACAGGAGUCCCUUCAACAGAGAUGCCGUCAACAUGGUAAGACAGUGGGGCUAGGAUACAUUUAGAGAACUUAGCAAAAGGUUAAGUCAGUCUUUUAUGUCAUGUUGGCUGUUUUAGCCCUUUAUGGAAAGAAAGUUGUUGUGCCACCAUGUGAAAAUGGCCUAAUUUCAUGCAUUCAUUACAAGAAAAUGUUUUAUGUUGAAGUACAACUUAUUUUGUACACAUUUUACACAGAAUAGAGGACUUUACAUUUGUUGUUUGUGCACUAUUGUUUUGUUAAAGGGAUAGUUCGGGAUUUUGGCAAAGAAGCCCUUCAUCCGCUUCUCUGGAGUCAGAUAACUUGUGGAUACCAUUUUUAUGUCUCUGCGUGCAGUUUGAAGGAAGUUGCUAACUAGCAUUAGCGCAAUGCUAACUAGCGUUAAUUGAACCAUUGAAAGUUUUUGAACAAAUGUAUGAUUGUUUGGCACUGCAAGAGCCUUAAAUGCUGUGCCAUCACGUCUUUGUUUUGUUCUCCUGUACCAUAAUGCAUUUCUAUUUAAUGCAAAUGAGAUAAUAUUUUCUGUUUUUAUUUUUAUUUUUAUGACACACUCUUGUAUAAACAAGUCAGGAUGAUAAAAGCGCUAGGUCAGGAACUCAACAGAAUCUACUAAUUUAGAUGAACCAAUUAAAACAUCUCAAGUUGUUUUUGUGAAAAGUUAAAACUUGUUGUGAGCUGUCAAACCCUAAAGUACUUUGUAGCAGAUCGAGCGCCUUUUCAUGGAGCCACACUCGGGUUCUUUCCACAAAUAAGGGCCAUUUUAACCGCUAGUCUUUUAAUGUUGUUUAUCAGAAUGAAAGCUCUUCGCUAGUCUUUAAUGUUGUUUAUCAGAAUGAAAGCUCUUCAGAAUGAUUUGACCCCUCUCAUCCCUGUCCAUAAUCCCUUGUGUUUGAUUUAAGAACAUGCUAUUGAAGGCAGUUGACACUGUUUGCCACUCUUUCUGUACCUUCCCCUACCCCAUCCUCCUCUCCUCUCUCUCUCUCUACCCCUUUAUUCUCCUUUUUCCUCUGCUAUGUCUUCUAAAACAUCUCCUCUCACUCUUCCUUCGACAUCUCUCCCACCUCUAUUCUAUUCUCCAUCCUCGCACUCCUCCCUCUCUCUCUAUUUUCUCCAUUCCUCUUCCCAUGUCUCUUUUCCUCCCUUCAUCUCUCUGUCUCUCUCUCUCAUCCCCAGCUCUGCAUGCCGCAUGGCCUGUCGUUCCGCAGUCAGGCGGACGCCCACGAGCACCACUUCCAUUCCUUCACGGUCGCCGACGAUGACGGCACGCGUUCUUACGGCUUCGUGCACACGUACUAUGAAGCGGUGACGAGCGCCCAGAUCACCACAGCGAUGCAGACCCUUCAUCAGAUGCACCAUGUGGAGCACUACUCCACAUCCUCUUCGUCUUCUUCCUCUGCCUCCUCCCCCUCCACAUCCAGCAUGGACUCUCUGGUGAGCAGCCUGGAUGAGUUGGAUGCCGACUCCCUGGCAGCGCGCCCCCUGUCGGCUUGUUUGGGCUGCGCGGCGGGCUCCUUCCAGCCGGCCUGGGACACCCUGUAUUCCUCCAAGGCCCUCUGCCUCCUCACGCCCCUCCCCUUCCUGCACGCCUCACGCCACUUCCUGUCCCAGCUGCACCAGGCGGUGAUGUCGCACGCCGCCCCGCCACUGCCGCUGGAGAGCUACAUCCACAACAUCCUGUACGAGGUGCCCGUGCCGCCGCCCGGUCGUUCGCUCCGGUUCCAUGGGGUCCAGGGGCCUAUUUUGUGCCAGCAGCCCGGCCCCGAUGAACUCCCGCUGGGGGACUACCCCCUGGGAGAGGCCUUCUCCCUGCUGGGGGUGGAGAACAUGGUGAGGCUGCUCACCUCCGUGCUGCUGGAGACCCAGGUCUUGCUCUAUUCACAGGGUAAGGACCAAAAGACCAGGCAGCAUUUGCUGAAAGAUUACCACCCUAGGUUGUGUUUCGAUAGUUUUUCAAAUGUAAAAAUCUAACCUAAACCAAAAGUGUGCACUUGUUAAUUUCCCAUCAUGCAUCUCUCUGUCUCCAGACUACCAGCGGUUGAUGACGGUGGCAGAGGGCAUCACCAACCUACUGUUUCCGUUCCAGUGGCAGCACGUCUACCUGCCCAUCUUGCCCGCUCCCCUGCACCAUCUCCUGGAUGCCCCCGUGCCCUUCUUGAUGGGCAUCCAACGGAGGGAUGGCUCCCAAAGCUCCACUCUGGAUCUGUCCCAUGAGGUAUUUUACUGAUAUGUACUUAGGACCAGUGCCGUGCACAGACCUUUCAGGGGGCAGGUGCUCAAAAACACACUCAUCAUCACAUAUUUUAAGCAAGCUAGUUACAAUGCCUCCUAAAGACAUGAUUGACGUCGGGAAAAGAGGGUGGGAUAUCAGCUGAUCAUUGAUGUUGAUGAUUGAUGUAAAUCUGCUAGUUAGCUAGCUCCAUUUUAUUUAUUAUAUUUAGUUUUUUGUUAUUAAAAAAAAAACAAUAUUUUUCUUUUUUAAUGUUUUUUUUUUUUUACUGGUUAUGAUUUACGUCUGUGUUUCUUCAUCUCUCUGCUGCACAUAUCAGCAAAUCAGACCUAAUAUUGAUGAUGAUGUAGGCGGUGUUAAUAAAAUGUUAUGCUGCUGUGGCAGUACUGUUGAUAUUUAAACUAGGUAGCUAGCUACACACACACUUAACCGGUGACCGCAUCUCUCAAGCCAUGCAUGUUUGCAAUCUCAGGCAGACUGGGGGGGGGGGGGGGGGGCUAUACCACCUGGCUAUACCUAUAUAAACACAACAUGCAACAAUUUCAAAGAUUUUUCUGAGUUACAGGUCAUAUAAGGAAAUCAGUCAAUUGAAAUAAAUUUCACAUGACUGGUGUGACUACCAUUUGCCUCAUGCAGCGUGACACAUCUCUUUCGCAUAGAGUUGGUCAGGCGGUUGUUUGUGGCCUGUGGAACAUUGUCCCACUCCUCUUCAAUGGCUGUGCGAAGUUGCUGGUUUGUGGUCAGGUCCUUGCGACAUGGGGCCGUGCAUUAUCAUGCUGAAACAUGAGGGGAUGGUGGCGGAUGAAUGGCACGACAAUGGGCCUCAGGAUAUUGACACGGUAUCUCUGUGCAUUCAAAUUGCCAUCUAUAAAAUGCAAUUGUCUUCGUUGUCCGUAGCUUAUGCCUGCCUAUACCAUAACCCCACCACCACCAUGGGGCACUCUGUUCACAACGCUGACAUAAGCAAACCGCUCGCCCACACAACGCCAAAAACACGUGGUCUGCGGUUGUGAGGCCGGUUGGACAUACUGCCAAAUUCUCUAAAACAAUGUUGGAGGCGGCUUACGGUAGAGAAAUGAACAUUCAAUUCUCUGGAAACAGCUCUGGUGGACAUGCCAAUUGCACACUCCCUCAACUUGAGACAUCUGUGGCAUUGUGUUAUGUGACAAAAUUGCACAUUUUCGAGUGGCCUUUUAUUGUCCCCAGCACAAGGUGCACCUGUGUAAUGAUCAUGCUGUUUAAUCAUCUUCUUGAUAUGCCACACCUGUCAGGUGGAUGGAUUAUCUUGGCAAAGGAGAAAUCCUCACUAAGAGGGACGUAAACAAAUUAGUGCACAGAAUUUGAGAGAAAUACGCUUUUUGUGCGUGUGGAAAAUUUCUAGGAUCUUUUAUUUCAGUUCAUGAAACACUUUACAUGUUGCGUUUAUAUUUUUGUUCAGUAUAGUUCACAUUCUCUAGUCCUCCUCUGUUCCUCUGGUGAUGUAGAGGCUAACCCAGGCCCUGCAGCCCUCAGUAUCACUCCUACUCCCCAGGCACUAUCAUUUGUUGACUUCUGUAAUCGCAAAAGCCUUGGUUUCUUGCAUGUUAAUAUCAGAAGUCUACUUCCUAAGUUUGAGUUAUUCACUGCGUUAGCACACUCCGCCAACCCUGAUGUUCUAGCAGUGUCUGAAUCCUGGCUUAGGAAGGCCACCAAAAAUUCUGAAAUUUCCAUCCCCAACUAUAACAUUUUCCGUCUAGAUAGAACUGCCAAAGGGGGUGGAGUUGCAAUCUACUGUAGAGAUAGCUUGCAGAGCUCUAUCAUACUAUUCAGGUCUGUGCCCAAACAGUUUGAGCUUCUACUUCUAAAAAUCCACCUUUCCAGAAAUAAGUCUCUGUGUUGCCGCUUGCUACAGACCCCCCUCAGCCCCCAGCUGUGCCCUGGACACCAUAUGUGAAUUGAUUGCCCCCCAUUUAUCCUCAGAGUUCGUACUGCUUGGUGACCUAAAUUGGGAUAUGCUUAACACCCCGGCCAUCCUACAAUCCAAACUAGAUGCCCUCAAUCUCACACAAAUUAUCAACGAACAUACCAGGUACAACCCUAAAUCCGUAAACAUGGGUACCCUCAUAGAUAUCAGGGAUGUAGCUCAGUUGAUAGAGCAUGGCGUUUGCAACGCCAGGGUUGUGGGUUCGAUUCCCACGGGGGGCCAGUAUAAAAAAAAUAUGUAUUCACUAACUGUAAGUCGCUCUGGAUAAGAGCAUCUGCUAAAUGACUAAAAUGUAAAUGUAAUAUCAUCCUGACUAACUUACCCUCUAAAUACACCUCCGCUGUCUUCAACCAGGAUCUCAGCGAUCACUGCCUUAUUGCCUGCGUCCGUAACGGGUCCGCGGUCAAACGACCACCCCUCAUCACUGUCAAACACUCCCUAAAACACUUUAGCGAGCAGGCCUUCCUAAUUGACCAGGCCCAGGUAUCCUGGAUGGAUAUAGAUCUCAUUCCGUCAGUAGAGGAUGCCUGGUUGUUCUUUAAAAGUAAUUUCCUCUCAAUCUUAAAUAAACAUGCCCCAUUCAAAAAAUACAGAACUAAGAACAGAUAUAGCCCCUGGUUCUCCUCAGACUUGACUGCCCUUGACCAGCACAAAAACAUCCUGUGGCGUACUGCAUUAGCAUCAAAUAGUCCCCGCGAUAUGCAACUUUUCAGGGAAGUUAGGAACCAAUAUACACAAGCAGUCAGGAAAGCAAAGGCUAACUUUUUCAAACAGAAAUUUGCAUCCUGUAGCACUAACUCCAAAAAGUUUUGGGACACUGUAAAGUCCAUGGAGAAUAAGAGCACUUCCUCCCAGCUGCCCACUGCACUGAGGCUAGGAAACACUAUCACCACCGAUAAAUCUACAAUAAUCGAGAAUUUCAACAAGCAUUUUGCUACGGCUGGCCAUGCUUUCCACCUGGCUACCACUACCCCGGCCACCAACUCUGCACCCCCCGCUGCAACUUGCCCAUGCCCCCCCCGCUUCUCCUUCACACAAAUUCAGACAGCUGAUGUUCUGAAAGACUCUCAGAUCCACCUCUACGCAGACAACACCAUUUUGUAUACAUCUGGCCCUUCAUUGGACACUGUGUUAACAAACCUCCAAACGAGCUUCAAUGCCAUACAACAAUCCUUCAGUAGCCUCCAACUGCUCUUAAACACUAGUAAAACUAAAUGCAUGCUUUUCAAUCGAACGCUGCUGGCACCCGCCCACCCGACUAGAAUCACCACUCUCGACGGGUCUGACAUAGAGUAUGUGGACAACUACAAAUACCUAGGUGUCUGGUUAGACUGUAAACUCUCCUUCCAGACUCACAUUAAGAAUCUCCAAUCCAAAGUUAAAUCUAGAAUCGGCUUCCUAUUUCGCAACAAAGCCUCCUUCACUCAUGCUGCCAAACAUGCCCUCGUUAAACUGACUAUCCUACCGAUCCUUGACUUCGGCGAUGUCAUUUACAAAAUAGCCUCCAACACUCUACUCAGCAAAUUGGAUGUAGUCUAUCACAGUGCCAUCCGUUUUGUCUCCAAAGCCCCAUACACUACCCACCACUGUGACCUGUACGCUCUUGUUGGCUGGUCCUCACUACAUGUUCGUCGUCAAACCCACUGGCUCCAGGCCAUCUAUAAAUCACUGCUAGGCAAAUCCCUGCCUUAUCUUAGCUCAUUGGUCACCAUAGCAGCACCCACCCGUAGUCUGCGCUCCAGCAGGUAUAUCUCACUGGUCAUCCCCAAAGCCAACACCUCCUUUGGCCGCCAUUCCUUCCAGUUCUCUGCUGCCAAUGACUGGAACGAAUUGCAAAAAUCUCUGAAGCUGGAGACACUUAUCUCCCUCACUAACUUUAAGCAUCAGUUGUCAGAGCACCUUACCGAUCACUGCACAUGUACACAGCCCAUCUGAAAUUAGCCCACCCAACUACCUCAUCCCUAUAUUGUUAUUUAUUUUGCUCUUUUGCACCCCAGUAUCUCUAUUUGCACAUAAACUCUUGCACAUCUAGCAUUCCAGUGUUAAUACUAAUUGUAAUUAUUUUGCACUAUAGCCUAUUUAUUGCCUUACCUCCAUAACUUGCUACAUUUGCACACACUGUAUAUAUAUAUUUUCUGUUGUAUUUUGAUUUUUGAUUUUUUUUUGACUGUUUUUUUACCCCAUAUGUAACUCUGUGUUGUUGUUGUUUUUAUCGCACUGCUUUGCUUUAUCUUGGCCAGGUCGCAGUUGUAAAUGAGAACUUGUUCUCAACUGGCUUACCUGGUUAAAUAAAGGUGAAAUAAAUAAUAAAUAAAUAAAAAGCAUUCUAGUAGGCAUUUUAGAGGCAUUCACUGACCUUGCAAAAACAUUCCAACAAGCAAUCGAACACAUUUUACAUUUACAUUUUAGUCAUUUAGCAGACACUCUUAUCCAGAGCGACUUACAGUUAGUGAGUGCAUACAUUUUCAUACUGGCCCCCCGUGGGAAACGAACCCACAACCCUGGCAUUGCAAGCGCCAUGCUCUACCAACUGAGCUACAGGGGACCCGUAGAACACAAUGUAAGGUUCACUGUAACGGGCAUUCUAAUAAGACAUUCCAUUACGCAGUGUAACAGGCAGUGAAAAGAGCAUUGUAACAUUUGCUGCAUUCUUGCAGUGCCUGUACUAAUCCACCCUAUUCUAGUUGCAUAUUAACAUCCCCCCCCCCCCCCCCCGAGCUCUCUGGUGCUGGCAAACAUAGAAAUUCACACUGCUCCUCCAGCGAGCUCCUCCGCUUCUCCCUUCUCUCCCCAAAUCCAAUUCUCCAUCCCUCAACGAAAGAUUAUGCCAUGCCGCAGAAGCAUUUCGCUAGGUUUGCGUCCCAAAUGGCACCCUAUUCCCUAUUUAGCGAAUUAGGUGCCAUUUGGGACAUAUAUUAGAAGUUUUCUUUGAAGUGGUAGAGCUGGCCCAGGGAGAUAUCAGUAGAGAGAGCUGAGUCGUGGGCAAUGGUGGGAGGAGGAAGGUACUGAUAUUUCUAGAGAAAUCAGACGGCGUGAAUAAUUAAGGUUUAAGAAUUGCCCUGUUUUAUUUCUGGAUGUAUGUGAGAGGAUAGGGCUGACACAGGAGGCAGCAAUAUAAUGCACACUUUGCAGAUUGUAGAACGCAUCCCGAUCGUAUCCUGUGUUUUUAAAGAUCUAUCCAUCUACAGUCCACUUUUUCCAGCAGGGUUAAGUGCGUUUUAUCUGUAUCCUUAUCCAAAGUCAUGGCUUUUGAAAAGCGCAUAGCUUUUGAUGGCAUUUAGCUGAUGUGUCACAGUACAGUGGAAUGUCAACAUAUUUUGUCAUGGUAAAUUGGGUCAUCAUACUCCGAGGGGGAAGGCGAGGGCGUGGUUUAUGUUGCAAGCUUUCCCAUGAGAAGUGGAGCGAUGAUGCUUUAAUCAUAUGAACCUUUAAAAGCACAUUCUUUGAUAUUUACAGACGUGUUUGAUCAUGUAAAUGAAUGAUACCCAUUGUUCAUGCCUGUUCUUGAAGAAUAUCACUUUGUCUUGCUUUUUUUUUAAGUUGAGGAGUGGGCCAUUAAACUAGAACUGUAAACAAACGGUGGUCUGUGUGAAUCUGUCUUAUCACAGGCAGUUAAGAAUAAAAAUGGUUAAUGGCAUAACGUCAGUGCUGAGUUUGGACAGACAAAGUGUCACUUAAGCAGAGCACACUGUCGAUGCUGUUAAAGGGGAUGUCGAUGCUGUUAAAGGGGAUUUCAUGGUGUCAGUCUCUGACAGUCUGUGUCAGGCCAGUGCCUGCUUGGCUUCUCUCCAGAGGUUGACUCAUUUCUCUGACUGUUUUUCGCAUUGAUGAAAAUGUUGUCAGUGAACGAAGUGAUGUGCAUGAAACUUAGCCUGGUCCCAGAUCUGUUUAGCUGUUUAGCCAACUCCAAUUGUUUUGGUUGACUAUACUGCGCAAAGAGAUCUGGACCAGGCUAUGUGAAACUAGUAUGCCAAGAGAGACAGAGCCAUAGAGGGGGAGUUUUUAGAGAGGAAAGAGAGAGAGGAGGAGAAUGGAGAGAUGAGAAAAAGAGAGUGAUCUGGGGAAGAGAGGGAUUUGAAACAAGCAUUUUGCUGCACCUUUUAUACCUGCUGUAAACUGUGUACAUGAUGAAUAACAUUUUAUUUUAUUUGAUCUGUCCCCCUUCCAGGCCAACGUGUGCUUUGUGGACAUAGACAACCACCGCGUGGAUCCACCCGAGGACCUGCCCCUCUUCCCAGACCAGCCCGAGCUCAUCCAGGAGCUGAACGAGGUGCUGCUGCGUUUUGGCCUCCAGCCACAUGGUGGCGCCACCACCACCGAACUCGCACCUGCCGCUCCCCCCUGCCUCAGCAGCCUAGUCCUGGAGGACCUAAUGGAAGACAGGCGCAACGGGAACCUGGGAGGGGAGGAGUUGGCCGUGCUGGAACGACUGCAGGCACUAGCGAGGAGGUGUGGAGAAAGAGGGAUGGAGGGGGGGAAGACCCUUGGACGGGCGUUCCAGGAGGAGGAGGAGGAACUGAAUGCGGCCAAAAUGAACGUGCAGCUGAGGGAGGUGUUCGCAGGGCGUUUCGCCGCCAUUUUCGGGAGGUAUGAAGAGUUUGUGAUCCACAGUGCUCCUGACCUGGAGUCCUGGCUAGGCAACCGUGAGGGAACGAGCAACUUUGAUAAGGUAAUGGUGAAGACUGAUCGACAGUCACUCACUGAAGGAAUACAUUAUAUCCGUAGCCUACUCCUUCACAGUCAGUAAUCCUACAUACAUUGACAAGAAGCUCUCAUUCAGGAUAGAAGCAAUAUUCUCCCACUGUUACAGAUUUCACUUGUUAGUGGUUUUAUGUGUAUUGUUGUUAACAUUUGUGCCUUUGUGUAUCACCAGGGCUCCUUCCUGUCGGCGCAGCCCGCCCCGCACCUGCACUUCUUGUCCUGGUUCCUGGAGACGGCCAUGUUCUCAUCAUUCUUGGACGGCAAGGUGUUGUCUCGCUGGGCCGACCAGGAGCCGCUGCAGCGUGUGUUCGACGGCCGCCUAGAAAGGGAGCGCCUCUACGACACGUUCGAGGACGACCCCGGCAACCGUCGCUACAGGAAGUGCAGCGUGCUCCACAAAUCAGGUAGGUGGGUGACAGCAUGGUGUGGAAAUUGGUUCCAGGGGUGCUACAGUAGUACUUAAAUGUCUUAUUAUUAUUAUUAUUAUUAUUGCUAACUGCAUGUGGUGGGCGAGCCCCCCUGUCCACCUAUCUCUGGGUCAUGUUCAUUAGGGCACGCAGUAGAAAAGGUUUUAAAAGCUUUUGCAACGGUAAAUGAAAAUGAGUUCAGAUAGUCCCUCACUGUUGUAGUCUGCUUUUUUCUAUUUGGUGCCUGAUGAACAUGGUCCGUUUGUCCUCUGUCCAAUGCAUAGAGUAUAUUGAGAGGCAGGGAUUAGCUAAAGAUGCUAGCAUCACCAAAAUCUCCAUCCAUUAUACACUGCUCAAAAAAAUAAAGGGAACACUUAAACAACACAAUGUAACUCCAAGUCAAUCACACUUCUGUAAAAUCAAACUGUCCACUUAGGAAGCAACACUGAUUGACAAUACAUUUCACAUGCUGUUGUGCAAAUGGAAUAGACAACAGGUGGAAAGUAUAGGCAAUUAGCAAGACACCCCCAAUAAAGGACUGGUUUUGCAGGUGGUGACCACAGACCACUUCUCAGUUCCUAUGCUUCCUGGCUGAUGUUUUGGUCACUUUUGAAUGCUGGCGGUGCUUUCACUCUAGUGGUAGCAUGAGAGGGAGUCUACAACCCACACAAGUGGCUCAGGUAGUGCAGCACAUCCAGGAUGGCACAUCAAUUCGAGCUGUGGCAAGAAGGUUUGCUGUGUCUGUCAGCGUAGUGUCCAGAGCAUGGAGGCGCUACCAGGAGACAGGCCAGUACAUCAGGAGACGUGGAGGAGGCCGUAGGAGGGCAACAACCCAGCAGCAGGACUGCUACCUCCGCCUUUGUGCAAGGAGGAGCAGGAGGAGCACUGCCAGAGCCCUGCAAAAUGACCUCCAGCAGGCCAUAAAUGUGCAUGUGUCUGCUCAAACGGUCAGAAACAGACUCCAUGAGGGUGGUAUGAGGGCCCGACGUCCACAGGUGGGGGUUGUGCUUACAGCCCAACACCGUGCAGGACGUUUGGCAUUUGCCAGAGAACACCAAGAUUGGCAAAUUCGCCACUGGCGCCCUGUGCUCUUCACAGAUGAAAGCAGGUUCACACUGAGCACAUGUGACAGACGUGACAGAGUCUGGAGACGCCAUGGAGAACGUUCUGCUGCCUGCAACAUCCUCCAGCAUGACCGGUUUGGCGGUGGGUCAGUCAUGGUGUGGGGUGGCAUUUCUUUGGGGGGCCGCACAGCCCUCCAUGUGCUCGCCAGAGGUAGCCUGACUGCCAUUAGGUACCGAGAUGAGAUCCUCAGACCCCUUGUGAGACCAUAUGCUGGUGCGGUUGGCCCUGGGUUCCUCCUAAUGCAAGACAAUGCUAGACCUCAUGUGGCUGGAGUGUGUCAGCAGUUCCUGCAAGAGGAAGGCAUUGAUGCUAUGGACCGCCCGUUCCCCAGACCUGAAUCCAAUUGAGCACAUCUGGGACAUCAUGUCUCGCUCCAUCCACCAACGCCACGUUGCACCACAGACUGUCCAGGAGUUCCCUCAGGAGACCAUCCGCCACCUCAUCAGGAGCAUGCCCAGGCGUUGUAGGGAGGUCAUACAGGCACGUGGAGGCCACACACACUACUGAGCCUCAUUUUGACUUGUUUUAAGGACAUUACAUCAAAGUUGGAUCAGCCUGUAGUGUGGUUUUCCACUUUAAUUUUGAGGGUGACUCCAAAUCCAGACCUCCAUGGGUUGAUAAAUUUGAUUUCCAUUGAUCAUUUUUGUGUGAUUUUGUUGUCAGCACAUUCAACUAUGUAAAGAAAAAAGUAUUUUAUAAGAUUAUUUCAUUCAUUCAGAUCUAGGAUGUGUUAUUUUAGUGUUCCCUUUAUUUUUUUGAGCAGUGUACAACUCACAUUGUAUGGGUUUGCGGAUUCGUCUUGACUUUUUUUUUCUUUCUACUUCCUAAAUUCCCUCUGUUCCACUGAGCGAAGAUGGAAACAAAAGAGGGAACAUUUCGACUGAGCGACUGUGACGUAGAAUAAAAGAUAUGAGAGGGAUGGGGAAUAUUUGUUCUGGUGGAAUUAGAGGGGAAAUGAAGUUCACUGUCAAUCUGAGAGAAGACCAAAUUGAAGAAAAGAGGAGUGGAGGGUAAAAGAGGUAGACAAUUAUAUAUGAGGGGGAGAAAGGGAGGGAGACUGAGAAGGGGAUACUUUAGAGCGGUGGAGGAUGGGGUGGGGGGGAGAUACAGUGAAGGAAAAAGUAUUUGAUCCCCUGCUGAUUUUGUACGUUUGCCCACUGACAAAGAAAUGAUCAGUCUAUAAUUUUAAUGGUAGGUUUAUUUGAACAGUGAGAGACAGAAUAACAACAAAUAAAUCCAGAAAAACGCAUGUCAAAAAUGUUAGAAAUUGAUUUGCAUUUUAAUGAGGGAAAUAAGUAUUGAGGUCUCCAAGGAUGUCAGGGACAAGAUUGUAGACCUACACAAGGCUGAGAAGGUGACAACAGUUGGUGCGAUUAUUCGCAAAUAGAAGAAACACAAAAGAACUGUCAAUCUCCCUCGCCCUGGGGCCCCAUGCAAGAUCUCACCUCGUGGAGUUGAAAUGAUCAUGAGAACGGUGAGGAAUCAGCCCAGAACUACACAGGAGGAUCUUGUCAAUGAUCUCAAGGCAGCUGGGACCAUAGUCACCAAGAAAACAAUUGGUAACACACUACGCCGUGAAGGACUGAAAUCCUGCAGUGCCCACAAGGUCCCCCUGCUCAAGAAAGCACAUAUACAGGGCCGUCUGAAGUUUGCCAAUGAACAUCUGAAUGAUUCAGAUGAGAACUGGGUGAAAGUGUUGUGGUCAGAUGAGACCAAAAUCGAGCUCUUUGGCAUCAACUCAACUCGCCGUGUUUGGAGGAGGAGGAAUGCUGCCUAUGACCCCAAGAACACCAUCCACACCGUCAAACAUGGAUGUGAAAACAUUAUGCUUUGGGGUGUUUUUCUGCUAAGGGGACAGGACAACUUCACCGCAUCAAAUGGACGAUGGACGGGGCCAUGUACCGUCAAAUCUUGGGUGAGAAUCUCCUUCCCUCAGCCAGGGCAUUGAAAAUGGGUCGUGGAUGGGUAUUCCAGCAUGACAAUGACCCAAAACACACGGCCAAGGCAACAAAGGAGUGGCUCAAGAAGAAGCACAUUAAGGUCCUGGAGUGGCCUAGCCAGUCUCCAGACCUUAAUCCCAUAGAAAAUCUGUGGAGGGAGCUGAAGGUUCGAGUUGCCAAACGUCAGCCUCGAAACCUUAAUGACUUGGAGAAGAUCUGCAAAGAGGAGUGGGACAAAAUCCCUCCUGAGAUGUGUGCAAACCUGGUGGCCAGCUACAAGAAACGUCUGACCUCUGUGAUUGCCAACAAGGGUUUUGCCACCAAGUACUAAGUCAUGUUUUGCAGAGGGGUCAAAUACUUAUUUCCCUCAUUAAAAUGCAAAUCAAUUUAUAACAUUUUUGACAUGCGUUUUUCUGGAUUUUAUUGUUGUUAUUCUGUCUCUCACUGUUCAAAUAAACCUACCAUAAAAAUUAUAGACUGAUCAUGUCUUUGUCAGUGGGCAAACGUACAAAGUCAGCAGGGGAUCAAAUACUUUUUUCCCUCACUGUAAGUAGCAUAUGAUGAGAGGAGGAGGAAUAAAACAGUACAUCUUGUCCCUAUAUUGAGAGCCUCAAAAUUCUCAGCUUUGAAGUACUGCCAAGCGCUCUGCAGAGACUGCACCAUUCUCUUCUUCACAGGCUCUCUCUCUCUCUCUCUCUCUCUCUCUCUCUCUCUCUCUCUCUCUCUCUCUCUCUCUGUCUCUCUGUCUCUGUCUGUGUGUCUUUAAUAGUGCAUCUCUUUCUCUUUCUGCUUUACACUCUAUCUCCUUCUCUCUGUUUCAGUUUCUCCCUUUUAUCUCUCUCUCGUGUUUCCCAGAAGUGUCUUUCAAAGUAAACCAGAUAGGGUUCACUUACAUAUCGUGACAACAACACAUGACCUUGGUUAUGUACAAAGAGCUUUACAGAUCAUAGACUUACAUACAGUAUGACACUGAUAAAAAUUUCUGUAUUUGAAAACAGGCUUAUACAAUGGUCAUUCAACGUAAGACUUCUAUGUAGAGGAAUGAAAAGCUAGAAAUAAAGGUGUGAUAACAAAUACACUGUCCUGUGUGGCUCAGUUGGUAGAGCAUGGCACUGGCAACAUCAGGAUUGUGGGUUCGAUUCCUGCUGGGACCACCCAUACAAAAACUAUGCAUGCAUGACUAUGUCACUUUGAAUUGAAAGCGUCUGCUAAAUGGCAUAUAUUCGUAUUAUUUUACUGGCCUGGUUACACAUCCAACAAAGUUGCUGGAACCGUGCUGGAAAUGACAAUGUGACAGGAAAAUACCAGAGCCAGCACAGUACGGUUUGGGUCAGCACAAUAAUGUGAAAAGGUUAAUUGACACUGCCUCUCCAACAGCAUUCUCCAGUAGGCCCAACUCACAUCUCCCACCUCUAUUUUGCUCUGGUCCUCAGCCCAGGCCAUGGAACUCAGGCUGCUGAAGGCUGACCACACGGCCAUCCACCCCCACCUGUUGGACAUGAGGAUCGGCCAGGGCCGACACCAACAGGGCUGCUUCCCCAGGCUGCAUGCUGAUGUACUGGCACAGGGACACAACACCAACAAGUAAGUAACAUACACCCAUAUACAAAAGUUUGGACACACCUACUCAUUCCAGGGUUUUUCUUUAUUUUUACUAUUAUUCUACAUUGUAGAAUAAUAGUGAAGACAUCAAAACUAUGAAAUAACACAUAUGGAAUCAUGUAGUAACCAAAAACGUGUUAAACAAAUCAAAAUAUAUUUUAUAUUUGAGGUUCUUCAAAGUAGCCACCCUUUGUCUUGAUGACAGCUUUGCACACUCUUGGCAUUCUCUCAACUAGCUUCAUGAGGUAGUCCCCUGGAAUGCAUUUCAGUUAACAGGUGUGCUUUGUUAAAAGUUAAUUUGUGGAAUUUCUUUCCUUCUUAAUGCAUUUGAGCCAAUCAGUUGUGUUGUGACAAGUUAGGGUUGGUAUACCGAAGAUAGCCCUAUUUGGUAAAAGACCAAGUCCAUAUUAUGGCAAGAACAACUUAAAUAAGCAAAGAGAAAUUACAGUCCAUCAUUACUUUAAGACAUGAAGGUCAGUCAAUACGGAACAUUUCAAGAAUGCAGUCGCAAAAACCAUCAAGCGCUAUGAUGAAACUGGCUCCCAUGAGGACCACCACAGGAAAGGAAGACCCAGAGUUACCUCCGCUGCAGAGGAUAAGUUCAUUAGAGUUAACUGCACCUCAGAAAUUGCAGCCCAAAUAAAUGCUUCACAGAGUUCAAGUAACAGACACAUCUCAACAUCAACUGUUCAGAGGAGACUGCGUGAGUCAGGCAUUCAUGGUCGAAUUGCUGCAAAGAAACCACUACUAAAGGACACCAAUAAGAAGAAGAGACUUGCUUGGGACAAGAAACACGAGCAAUGGACAUUAGACCGGUGGAAAUCUGUCAUUUGGUCUGAGUCCAAAUUUGAGAUUUUUGGUUCCAACCGCCGUGUCAUUGUGAGACGCAGAGUAGGUGAACGGAUGAUCUCCGCAUGUGUGGUUCCCACCGUGAAGCAUGGAGGAGGAGGUGUGAUGGUAUGGGGGUGCUUUGCUGGUGACACUGUCUAUGAUUUAUUUAGAAUUCAAGGCACAUUUAACCAGCAUGGCUACCACAGCAUUCUGCAGCGAUACGCCAUCCCAUCUGGUUUGCGCUUAGUGGGACUAUCAUUUGAUUUUCAACAGGACAAUGACCCAACACACCACCAGGCUUUGUAAGGGCUAUUUGACCAAGAAGGAGAGUGAUGGAGUGCUGUAUCAGAUGACCUGGCCUCCACAAUCACCUGACCUCAACCCAAUUGAGAUGGUUUGGGAUGAGUUGGACCGCAGAGUGAAGGAAAAGCAGCCAACAAGUGCUCAGCAUAUGUGGGAACUCUUUCAAGACUGUUGGAAAAGCAUUCCAGGUGAAGCUGGUUGAGAGAAUGCCAAGAGUGUGCAAAGCUGUCAUCAAGGCAAAGUGUGGCUACUUUGAAGAAUCUAAAAUCUAAAAUAUUUUUUUUACUACAUGAUUCCAUGUGUUAUUUCAUAGUUUUGAUGUCUUCACUAUUAUUCUACAAUGUAGAAAAUAGUACAAAAAAUGAGUAGGUGUGUCUUGACUGGUACUGUAUAUACACCGACACACACACAAGAAUGACCUACACACACACAAAAUAAUGAUCCACACACACACACAAACAAACACACACACAAUGUACAUUGUGUCUGAUGCUGUUGUAGGUGGUCAAGUCGUAGCACUCGCAGGAGCAACAUUAAGAGACCAGUGACCACUGAGACGACAUCAGGACUGGGAAUUGACCAGAGAGAGGUAAACACCUGCUUUACCUAUGGCCCUGUCCAAAAUCAACCACUAGCCCUUUCCCUUAACUGGUGUAAGCAAUAUGGUGAUGCCUUCACCUUUCUUCGCAUGACCAUCAUUCUGCAUUCUUCGGGGUUGUGUUCACAAGGGCACACAACGUUUAAAAUGUUUUAAAAUAAAAUGAGCCAGGUAGUCCCUCUCUGUUUCAGUCCGAUCUACAAACCCAGGAUGGGUAGGGGCUAGGCCGGGAAAGGAGUUAUUGGUUGUUUUCAGAAUCAACUUUUUAGUAUUGUCUGAUUGUCUCUCGCUCUCUGGGUUUAUCCAAUAGAAGUACUCUCCUGGGAGGAGGAGCCAACACCAGUCCAAGCUGCUUGAUCCCUCCCCCUCAGCUGUCACUCAAACCCAGCAGGGUUUCGUGGAGGGGCUGCUGAGUGAGUGUCGCCUGAAGGUAAGGGGUCUCCUGACUCACCACAGCAGGGGCACAUCAUCUCUGUUGGGCUCUAGACAAUCACACAGCAUGUUAGAGGUAGAUAUACAGAGUGAUUGUCUGUGUCCGAAAUGGCACCCUAUUCCUAUAUAGUUCACCACUUUUGGAGAAAUGUAGUUCGUGUGCAGUGCAUCUGUAGCUGAAAAAUGUCUGUUUAGUGACCUUUAAUUCUUAAAAUGAUAACAUAUAUCAACACUACAUUCAAUGAGGGCCAAGUCCUCCUAACUUGAGUUGCGUGUGCUUAAUUCUGACCCUUGCAUGAAUCAUGUAUUGAUAUGCAUCCCAGUUCUCCACACUUCUCCUAAAGUGUGCCAUUGCACACCCCUCAUCAUGCCAGGUGGCAGGUAGCUUAGUGGUUAAGAGCGUUGUGCCAGUAACCGAAAGGUCGCUGGUUCUAAUCCCCGAGCCGAAUAGGUGAAAAAUCUGUCAAUGUGCCCUUGAGCAAGGCACUUAACCCUAAUUGCUCCUGUAAGUCGCUCUGGAUAAGAGCGUCUGCUAAAUGACAAAAAAAUUAAUAAAUAAAAUCCUUAAAUCCAUGAUGGGGAGUGGGCAAGUCCACACUUCGGUAGAAGGGUGUAGAAGUCAUGAUUUAGGCCAGAUUUAGUGUUUGUUGUGUCUUUGUGUGGUGCAGACCAGGCGUAUGUUGAUGGAGAGGAUGGGGAAGGAGAGUGUGGAGUUGGGGCAGGGCGAGGCCAGCAUCACAGGCCUGCAGGAGAACACACUGAUCCACAGCCUUUGUAACCUGCUGGAGAGGACCUGGGGCCACGGGCUGCAGCUCAAACAGGUUAGUAACAAACAAACACACACACACACACAUUCAUACAUACUGUACAUACACACACACACGCACACUGCUGUUUUCCCGUGGUUGAGUUAAUGACUGAGUGUUUGUACCGUCCAGGGAGGGUCGGCUCUGUGGUCCCACCUGCUCCACUGCCAGGCCAAUGAGGAGAAGAUGGAGCCACCAUCACCUGCCGAGUCUCCAGGUCAGAGCAGAUAAACUCAGCAAUAAAAGAAACGUCCCUUUUUCAGGACCCUGUCUUUCAAAGAUAAUUCGUAAAAAUCCAAAUAACUUCACAGAUCUUCAUUGUAAAGGGUUUAAACACUGUUUCCCAUGCUUGUUCAAUUAACCAUAAACAGUUAUUGAACAUGCACCUGUGGAACGGUCAUUAAGACACUAACAGCUUACAGACGGUAGGCAAUUCAGGUCACAGUUAUGAAAACUUAGGACACUAAAGAGGCCUUUCUACUGACAAAAAAAUAAAAAAAAUAAAGAUGCCCAGGGUCCCUGCUCAUCUGCGUGAACGUGCCUUAGGCAUGCUGCAAGGAGGCAUGAGGACUGCAGAUGUGGCCAGGGCAAUAAAUUGCAAUGUACGUACUGUGAGACGCCUAAGACAGCGCUACAGGGAGACAGGAUGGACAGCUGAUCGUCCUCGCAGUGGCAGACCACGUGUAACAACACCUGCACAGGAUCGGUACAUCCGAACAUCACACCUGCGGGACAGGUACCGGAUGGCAACAACAACUGCCCGAGUUACACCAGGAACGCACAAUCCCUCCAGUGCUCAGACUGUCUGCAAUAGGACUGAGUGCUUGUAGGCCUGUUUUAAGGCAGGUCCUCACCAGACAUCACCGGCAACAACGUCGCCUAUGGGCACAAACCCACCGUCGCUGGACCAGACAGGACUGGCAAAAAGUGCUCUUCACUGACGAGUCGCAGUUUUGUCUCACCAGGGGUGAUGGUCGGAUUUGCGUUUAUCGUUGAAGGAAUGAGCGUUACACCGAGGCCUAUACUCUGGAGCGGGAUUGAUUUGGAGGUGGAGGGUCCGUCAUGGUCUGGGGUGGUGUGUCACAUUAUCAUCGGACUGAGCUUGUUGUCAUUGCAGGCAAUCUCAACGCUGUGCGUUACAGGGAAGACAUCCUCCUCCCUCAUGUGGUACCCUUCCUGCAGGCUCAUCCUGAUAUGACCCUCCAGCAUGACAAUGCCACCAGCCAUACUGCUCGUUCUGUGCGUGAUUUCCUGCAAGACAGGAAUGUCAGUGUUCUGCCAUGGCCAGCGAAGAGCCCAGAUCUCAAUCCCAUUGAGCACGUCUGGGACCUGUUGGAUCGGAGGGUGAGGGCUAGGGCCAUUCCCCCCAGAAAUGUCUGGGAACUUGCAGGUGCCUUGGUGGAAGAGUGGGGUAACAUCUCACAGCAAAAACUGGCAAAUCUGGUGCAGUCCAUGAGGAGGAGAUGCACUGCAGUACUUAAUGCAGCUGGUGGCCACACCAGAUACUGACUGUUACUUUUGAUUUUGACCCCCCCUUUGUUCAGGGACACAUUCAAUUUCUGUUAGUCACAUGUCUGUGGAACUUGUUCAGUUUAUGUCUCAGUUGUUGAAUCUGAAUCUUCAUACAAAUAUUUACACAUGUUAAGUUUGCUGAAAAUACACGCAGUUGACAGUGAGAGGACGUUUCUUUUUUUGCUGAGUUUACAUACUAGCCUUGUCCCAGAUCUGUUUGUGCUGCCAAUGAUCAUUGGAAUUGAAUAUACAGCACAAACAGAUCUGGGACCAGGCUAGACACAUACUAGGAAUUUAGUACAGUAAUAUAUCUAUCUAAUCAUGCCACAAUCAUUCUAUGGUCUGGACUGCUAGCCAUUAACAAGAUAAUAGUUUGUCUGCUACGUGUACUCUGUCAAGUCUGAUCACAUCUGCCAAUCACUCUCUCUUCCUGGUUACAGUGUCCAAUGGGCUGGACAGCACGAGGCUAGAGGAGGGGCUUCCACCCCCGAAGGGCUCCUUUGUACAGGAUAUGAGGUAAUAAACCGCAACAUAACCCAACGGACAGUGCAACACAACCCAACACACUGCUAUCUUUGAAAACCAUUGAAUUUCUGAUAUUUUUUUUUAGGUUUGUCCAGACUAUGAGUGAGGGUCUCAGUGAGGUGGGUCGGGCGCGGGCCUGGAUCCAUCUUUCCCUGGAGAAGAAACUGCUCUCGCAACACCUCAAACUGCUGCUGGCCAACCAGAACCUACUCAGGUACACACAUAUCACAUAUACCCUCUUCACACUACUAACCACAAUCAUUCCUGUUCCUAAGAACUCUAAGUCUUCAUGCCACAAUGACUACCGCCCAGUAGCACUCACUUCUGUAUUCAUGAAGUGCUUUGAGAGGCUGGUUAUGGCACACAUUAACUCCACCAUCCCAGACACCCUAGACCCACUCCAAUUUGCAUACCACCCCAACAGAUCCAUAGAUGACGCAAUCUCAAUUGCUCUGCACACUGCCCUCACCCACCUAGAAUAGAGGAAUACCUAUGUGAGAAUGCUGUUCAUUGACUACAGCUCAGCGUUCAACACCAUUGUCCCCUUCAAUCUCGUCACCAAACGUAGGACUCCGGGUCUGAACACCUCCCUCUGCAACUGGAUCCUGGAUUUCCUGACGUGCCGACCCCAGGUGAUGAGGGUAGGCAACAUCACAUCCGCCACGCUGACCCUUAACACAGGGGUGUGUGCUUAGUCACCUCCUGUACUUCCUGUUCACCCACAACUGCGUGGCCACACACUCCAACACCAUCAUCAACUUCGCUGACGACACAACGGUGGUAGGCCUGAUCACCGCCGACGAUGAGUCAGCCUACAGGGAGGAGGUCAGUGACCUGGCAGUGUGGUGCCGGAGCAACAACCUCUCCCUCAACGUCAGCAAGACCAAGGAGCUGAUUGUGGACUGAAGGAAACAGUGGGGGUGAGCACACCCCCAUCUACAUCGACAGGGCGGCAGUGGAGCUUGUAGACAGCUUCAAGUUACUCUGUGUCCAAAUCACUAAAGACUUAAAAUGGUCCAAACACACACGCACAGUCGUGAAGAAGGUGCCCUCAGGAGGUUGAAAAGUUUGGCAUGGGCCCUCAAAUCCUGAAAAGGUUCUACAGCUAUACCAUUGAGAGCAUAUUGACUGGCUGCAUCACUGCUUGGUAUGGCAAUAGCACCACCCUCAAUCGCAUGGCGCUAUAGAGGUUUGUGCGGACAGCCCAGUACAUCACUGGGGCCGAGCUCCCUGCCAUCCAGGACCUCAAUAUAAGGCGGUGAAAAUCGUUAAAGACUCCAGCCACCCAAGCCAUAGACUAUUUUCUCUGCUACCGCACGGCAAAAGGUACCGGUGCACCAAGUCUGACACCAACAGGCUCUUGAACAGCUUCUAUCCCCAAGCAAUAAGACUGAUUAAAUAGCUACACAGACUAUCUGAGUUAACCUUGUAUCUUUAUUCACCUUUUAUUAAAAUUGUCUCUAUGUACACUCACAAGGCCCUACACACACUGUCACUCCAACACUCACUCCAUCAUUUUCUCACUCACACAUAAUAUGCACAUACAUUUAUACUGACUCUAUACACCCACUCACAUACAAGCUGCUGCUGCUCUGUUUAUCUUAUAUCCUGUUGCCAAGUCCCCUUAUCCCUAUACAUAUCUACCUCCAUCACUCAAAUAUGGUAUUGGAACUGAAUAUUUCCUGUAUAUAGUAUGCUUACUUACUUUAUUGUGUAUUUCUUACUCUUAUUUUUUGUGUGGUUUUUCUAGAGAUAAAUUGUUAUUUCAUUGUUGUCUUUUGAGUUUGCAAGAAAGGCAUUUCACUGUACUUGAAACUUGAGCUGAGCAGAGCCAAGCCAAGCUGUACUGUGCUGCACAUCCACGAUAGUUGCUAGGACCGUGCUGGAAAGGACAAUGUGAAAAUAAAAUAUUUGAGCCAGCACGGUUCGGGUUGGCACGAUGACGUGAAAAGGGUAAUGACAGAUAAAUGCUUCAUUUAUUUUCUCUGUGAGGUGUGUGUUAACUUUUCGGUCCCCUCCCUACAGGCAGCUGUACAAGCCCCAUGCGUUCCUCCUGUGUGAGGAGGAGAGGGAGCAGUUCCUGUUCCACCUGCUGUCCCUCAACACUGUGGACUACCUCUGCUUCACACGCACAUUCACCUCCAUCAGUAAGUCUGGCAGAUUCCACAGGGCUGUGUUCAUUUGGCACCAAAUGGAAGGAAACUGAUUGCAACUGGGACAGAGUACCUGGAAUUGUCCAAUGAGAAACGUUCAUUUUAGUUUUCUGCAACAACAAAAAAUGUCCCAGCUUCCAAGAUACUGAAACCAGAAACGUUCCUAGAACAUAUCGGGUGUGUUCUCAUUGGUUCCUUAUUCCUAUUUGGUUGUAUGAGAAGUGUUUUCCUAACGUUAUUGGAGUGUUUUUAGUUAUUAGAAUGAUAUUGCAGAAAUAUUAUCUUCACAUCAUAAGUCAACAUCUACCUGCAGUUCUGAAAAACGUUCUUAGACAGUUCCUGAAACGUUUUAAGAAGGAAUGUUUUUAGAACACUGGCAUCUUGGAUAGAGGAACGUUACCACUAACGUACUAGGGAUCCAAACAUUGUUAGCUGGUUUCAACUAGAUUCAGCCGCGGGCCAAUUUUUUUCUUGAGCGAAUGGUCGGGGGUCUGGAACAUAAUUACAAAUACAUUUGUAGACUGCAAGUUCACCGCAAGAAGCCCAAACGGACAUAAUGUUUCACUAAAACAUAAUCAUUUCAGACCUUGUUUACAUUUGUAUACGAUCAUGUGUCUCUAUUAUGCGUGAGAAUACUUGAACAGAUUUCUUAAAUCAAAAUCACUUGGAGCUGAUUUCCUGUUUUUUUUUUUUUUUUUACAGUCUUAUGUCCAACAAUGAUUGAAUAUUUUUUUUGCUCAAAACUUGGGGGGGGGGGGGGGCAAAUAAAACCGAGUUUGGGGAACCCUCAACUAGAGGUACCUGUAAGGCAAGGUCCGUAAACAUCUAACAUUCACUGAAAUGUGAAAUGUGUUCACUGCCUGUAAGUCGCUCUGGAUAAGAGCAUCUGCUAAAAAAAAAUAAUAAAAAAAAAUCUUUAUUUUAACAGGGAAAAAAAGACUGAGACCAGGAUCUCUUUUACGGCUGUGCCCUGUGUAAACAUGUUGACAUGUACAGUUUUAGACAUACAGACAAGAAAAUUUCAAACAUACAAAACAAAAACACAAUUCAACAGAAACAAUCACAGACAACAUCAUAUUGAUCCUCCAUAACAUUUUAAAAAUGGGCAAGGGACACCAGAGUGUCUAACUUAAGUUGGAUCUGCAGUUUGUUCCAUAAAUAAGGUGCAAAGGAACUGAAGGCAGUCCUACCCAACUCUGUGGAGACCACAGGAGUCUCUAAUGUAAUCCACAUCUGUGAUCUGGUUUUAAAAUUAGUAUAUCUAGUGGAAAUUAAUGAUGAUAUAUAUGGAGGUAGUUUUAAAAGAAGUGCUUUAUAAAUAAACAAGAGAGCAUGUUGCUCUCGCCUCACAGAUAGAGAGGCCCAACCCACAUGUUGAUAUAGGAAACAGUGAUGAGUUUUGUAACUAUCACCCGUGAUAAACCUGAGUGCACAAUGGUAAAUAGCAUCCAGUGGUUUUAAUGUGUUUGCCGAUGCAUGCAUAUAGAUAAUAUCACCAUAAUCUAAAACGGACAUAAAAGUAGCCUGCACAAUUUGUUUUCUAUUUACGGAGGACAGACAAGCCCUGUUUCUGUAAAGGAACCCUAUCUUGAAUUUGAGCUUUUUUCCCAAUUCAGUAACAUGUUUUUUAAAAGAAAGCCUAUCAUCUAACCAUACCCCUAAGUAUUUAUAUGCAGAGACCAGUUUGAUUUGGGUACCAUCCAAGCUAGUGAUUACAAAAGUGUUUCUAAUUGAGAGUUUAGACCUAGAAAAAAACAUGACAUUUGUUUUCUUAGAGUUUAAAACAAGUUUAAGCUGUAAAAGAGACCCCUGUAGUAUCCUAAAAUCAGACUCCAACUGCAUUAAAGCUUGGUCCGCUGUUGGAGCAAUAGAGUACAUCACAGUGUCAUCUGCAUACAGUGGGGGAAAAAAGUAUUUAGUCAGCCACCAAUUGUGCAAGUUCUCCCACUUAAAAAGAUGAGAGAGGCCUGUAAUUUUCAUCAUAGGUACACGUCAACUAUGAAAGACAAAAUGAGAAAAGAAAAUCCAGAAAAUCACAUUGUAGGAUUUUUAAUGAAUUUAUUUGCAAAUUAUGGUGGAAAAUAAGUAUUUGGUCAAUAACAAAAGUUUCUCAAUACUUUGUUAUAUACCCUUUGUUGGCAAUGACACAGGUCAAACGUUUUCUGUAAGUCUUCACAAGGUUUUCACAUGCCAUUAAUACAGAGGAGCCUCUUAAAGAAGAAGUUACAGGUCUGUGAGAGCCAGAAAUCUUGCUUGUUUUUAGGUGACCAAAUACUUAUUUUCCACCAUAAUUUGCAAAUAAAUUCAUUAAAAAUCCUACAAUGUGAUUUUCUGGAUUUUAUUUUCUCAAUUUGUCUGUCAUAGUUUACGUGGACCUAUGAUGAAAAUUACAGGCCUCUCUCAUCUUUUUAAGUGGGAGAACUUGCACAAUUGGUGGCUGACUAAAUAAUUUUUCCCCCACUGUAUAAAUGGAAUUUACAAUAUCUGACAUCAUCACCAAUGUUGUUUAUAUAAAGUGAGAACAAUAGUGGGCCAAUUAUUGAACCCUGAGGGACCCCUUUAAGUAACUGACCAAAAUGUAAAUGUUCUUGUGUCCCUUCAGGCAUUCCAUACCGUGUUGUCAUAACGCCCAUGAAGAAGCUGAGCAUCGCCAUGACAAUGUCCAACCCCUGGGUGUGUGUGUCUGGAGAGCUUGGUGACUCUGGGGUCAGGCAGAUCCCCAAGAACACACAGGAGAUCUUCUUCCAGGUGAGAGGCUCUGUUCCUCUAGGCUGGGUGGCGUGGAUGGAAGCUACUGCUUCGGGAAUUCUCCAUCAAACACACGUGCAAACGCGCACACAUAUACACACACCUACACGUACACACAUUCUCACAAAUCUCUCUCACACACACACACACACAGUUCUCACUCUGGUCUGUCUCUGUCUCUGUGUCAGUGUCAGAACCUGGGCAGGCUGAGCACCCUGCAGUUGGGGCAGGAGAACUCUGGCUUACUGGCUAAGUGUCUGGUGGACUGUGUGAUUGUGCACAACGAGAUCACUGGACACACCUACAGGUAACACACACAUACUGUAUGGACACUGUAUGGACACACUGUUUUGGCUGUGUGUCAAACCUGCAUUGAACUCCACACCUUUUUGACCAAGUUAUUUAGAAAAGUGUUGCUCUAAUUUCUGCACUCACCUAGGUCAUGUUCAUUAGGGCAUGCAACGGAAAACAUGUUUUAAACAUUCUGCAACAGGAAAGGAAAAUGAGUUCAGGUAGUCCCUCCAUUUUUGUUUGGUGCCCAAUGAAUUUGACUCUCCUUCAAAAUUCUGAAUUGCCCAGUCCCAAAUGACUUCUCACUUGCUCUAUUUCACAUCUAACCUCUGACCCCAUUAUCGCUCUACACCCCCGCUCUCCUCCCAGGUUCCCGUGUGGCCGCUGGCUGGGGAAGGGUGUGGGUGACGGCAGCCUGGAGAGGGUACUGAUUGGUCAGCUGGUGUCUCCCAGAGGAGAGGAGGAUUCUGGGAGGUGGACGGGGACACCCCCAGAGCAGGGCUCGCCCCCUCAGAGUGGACGCAUGGGGGGUCUGGGGUCACUGGGGCGCAGCAACAGUAACAACAGUAUGUAUGGGACACACACACACACACACAGAUACAUAGACAGACAGUUUGCAGCUGUAAUUGUAAAAAGGAAAGUCAAAAACAGAUAUUACACUUUUUUUAUAUGAACAGUCAACCAUCAUAUUUUAUCUUUCUAUUGUCAUGAGUAAAAUGCGCAAAAAAAAAAAAACAGUCACUCAUUGCUAUACCUUACUUUUAAUGCUCUCUUUUCUACGCUCCUUAUCGUCUUUCAUGCCAUUGUCCAUCUUCCCAUCUCUUCCUCCUCUCAAUCCCUCCAUCUCUUCUCCAUUAUCCUCUCGAUCUCUCUCUCCUCCAUUCAGGACUGUCUUCUGUCCAGGUGCAGGAGGAAAUGAGGGAGGCAGUAAACAACCUCGUCAAGCACUUCCACAAAGCAGAGCAGGAGGUAGGUGUGUGUGUGUGUGUGUGUGUGUGUGUGUGUGUGUGUGUGAAAGAUUCCAAAAACAGAAAAUAGAGAGAGCACAGCCGAGGGGUCUUAUCUCUGAUGAGAAGAGUAUGUGUGUGUGUGCUGGUCUGCGCAGGCCUGCUUGCGUCUGUGUGUGCGCUAGGCUUGGGGAAUUUAGAAGUACCUAUAGUAUGAUUUUCAAUACCGUACCCCCCCUCCAAAUAAACGGCUCUGGACCAGUCUGAACCCCCCUGGAUUAGUGGAGGCAGGUGGGAAGAGCUAUAGGAGGAUGGCCUCAUUGUAAUGGCAGGAAUGGAAUCAAUGGAAAGGAGUCAAACGUGGUUUCCAUAUGUUUUAUCUGUUUGAUACCGUUCCAUGUACAGUGGGGAGAACAAGUAUUUGAUACACUGCCGAUUUUGCAGGUUUUCCUACUUACAAAGCAUGUAGAGGUCUGUAAUUUUUAUCAUAGGUACACUUCAACUGUGAAAGACGGAAUCUAAAACAAAAAUCCAGAAAAUCACAUUGUAUGAUUUUUAAGUAAUUAAUUUGCAUUUUAUUGCAUGACAUAAGUAUUUGAUCACCUACCAACCAGUAAGAAUUCCGGCUCUCACAGACCUGUUAGUUUUUCUUUAAGAAGCACUCCUGUUCUCCACUCAUUACCUGUAUUAACUGCACCUGUUUGAACUUGUUACCUAUAUAAAUGACACCUGUCCACACACUCAAUCAAACAGACUCCAACCUCUCCACAAUAGCCAAGACCAGAGAGCUGUGUAAGGACAUCAGGGAUAGAAUUGUAGACCUGCACAAGGCUGGGAUGGGCUACAGGACAAUAGGCAAGCAGCUUGAUGAGAAGGCAACAACUGUUGGCGCAAUUAUUAGAAAAUGGAAGAAGUUCAAGAUGACGGUCAAUCACCCUCGGUCUGGGGCUCCAUGCAAGAUCUCACCUUGUGGGGCAUCAAUGAUCAUGAGGAAGGUGAGGGAUCAGCCCAGAACUACACGGCAGGACCUGGUCAAUGACCUGAAGAGAGCUGGGACCACAGUCUCAAAGAAAAGCAUUAGUAACACACUACGCCGUCAUGGAUUAAAAUCCUGCAGCGCACGCAAGGUCCCCCUGCUUAAGCCAGCGCAUGUCCAGGCCCGUCUGAAGUUUGCCAAUGACCAUAAGGAUGAUCCAGAGGAGGAAUGGGAGAAGGUCAUGUGGUCUGAUGAGACAAAAAUAUAGCUUUUUGGUCUAAACUCCACUCGCCGUGUUUGGAGGAAGAAGAAGGAUGAGUACAACCCCAAGAACACCAUCCCAACCGUGAAGCAUGGAGGUGGAAACAUCAUUCUUUGGGGAUGCUUUUCUGCAAAGGGGACAGGACGACUGCACCGUAUUGAGGGGAGGAUGGAUGGGGCCAUGUAUCACGAGAUCUUGGCCAACAACCUCCUUCCCUCAGUAAGAGCAUUGAAGAUGGGUCGUGGCUGGGUCUUCCAGCAUGACAACGACCCGAAACACACAGCCAGGGCAACUAAGGAGUGGCUCCGUAAGAAGCAUCUCAAGGUCCUGGAGUGGCCUAGCCAGUCUCCAGACCUGAACCCAAUAGAACAUCUUUGGAGGGAGCUGAAAGUCUGUAUUGCCCAGCGACAGCCCCGAAACCUGAAGGAUCUGGAGAAGGUCUGUAUGGAGGAGUGGGCCAAAAUCCCUGCUGCAGUGUGUGCAAACCUGGUCAAGACCUACAGGAAACGUAUGAUCUCUGUAAUUGCAAACAAAGGUUUCUGUACCAAAUAUUAAGUUCUGCUUUUCUGAUGUAUCAAAUACUUAUGUCAUGCAAUAAAAUGCAAAUUAAUUACUUAACAAUCAUACAAUGUGAUUUUCUGGAUUACAGACCUCUACAUGCUUUGUAAGUAGGAAAACCUGCAAAAUCGGCAGUGUAUCAAAUACUUGUUCUCCCCACUGUAUUAUAUUCCAGCCAUUACAAUGAGCUCGUCCACCUAUAGCUCCUCCCACCAGCCUCCACUGCCCAGGAGGUGACCCCCCCCCCCCCCCACUGCCCAGGAGGUGGCUAUAAUAUAACAAAUUUGCCGUUAGAAGUGUGUUGAUUGGCCGCUAGAAAUCUGUUAAACAUCCACUGAAGUAGCUAUCAAGUUUACUAUACUGAGCAAAAAUAUAAAUGCAACAUGCAACAAUUUCAACAAUUUUACUGUUACAGUUCAUAUAAGGAAAUCAGGCAAUUGAAAUACAUUCAUUAGGCCCUAAUCUUUGGAUUUCACCUGACUGGGCAGGGGCGCGUCCAUGGGUGGGCCUGGGAGGGCAUAGACCCACCCAGCCAAUCAGAUUGAGUUUUUCCCCACAAAAUAUAUUUAUUACAUACAGAAAUACUCCUCAACAGUAAUUAUCAUGCUGUUUAAUUAUCUUCUUGAUAUGCCACACCUGUCAGGUGGAUGGAUUAACUUGGCAAAGGAGAAAUGCUCUCCAAUAGGGAUGUAAACAAAUUUGUGUAAAACAUUUGAGAAGUACGCUUUUUGUGUAUAUGGGAUGAUAUAUUUUUCAGCUCAUGAAAUAUGGACAAACAUACAUGUUGAGUUUAGAUCCAGAGCAGGGCUCGCCCCCUCAGAGUGGACGCAUGGGGGUCUGGGGUCACUGGGGCGCAGCAACAGUAACAACAGUAUGUAUGGGACACACACACACACACACAGAUACAUAGACAGACAGUUUGCAGCUGUAAUUGUAAAAAGGAAAGUCAAAAACAGAUAUUACACUUUUUUUAUAUGAACAGUCAACCAUCAUAUUUUAUCUUUCUAUUGUCAUGAGUAAAAUGCGCAAAAAAAAAAAACAGUCACUCAUUGCUAUACCUUACUUUUAAUGCUCUCUUUUUCUACGCUCCUUAUCGUCUUUCAUGCCAUUGUCCAUCUUCCCAUCUCUUCCUCCUCUCAAUCCCUCCAUCUCUUCUCCAUUAUCCUCUCGAUCUCUCUCUCCUCCAUUCAGGACUGUCUUCUGUCCAGGUGCAGGAGGAAAUGAGGGAGGCAGUAAACAACCUCGUCAAGCACUUCCACAAAGCAGAGCAGGAGGUAGGUGUGUGUGAAAGAUUCCAAAAACAGAAAAUAGAGAGAGCACAGCCGAGAGGUCUUAUCUCUGAUGAGAAGAGUGUGUGUGUGUGUGUGUGCUGGUCUGCGCAGGCAUGCUUGCGUCUGUGUGUGCGCUAGGCUUGGGGAAUUUAGAAGUACCUAUAGUAUGAUUUUCCCCCUACCCCCCCUCCAAAUAAACGUCUCUGGACCAGUCUGAAACCCCCUGGAUUAGUGGAGGCAGGUGGGAAGAGCUAUAGGAGGAUGGUCUCAUUGUAAUGGCAGGAAUGGAAUCAAUGGAAAGGAGUCAAACGUGGUUCCCCCUUCCCCCUACGUGUUUUUUUUUUUCAGCUCAUGAAAUAUGGGACCAACACUUUACAUGUUGAGUUUAUAUUUUUGUUCAGUGUAUAUUAAAUCAGAAUAAACCAAUAAACUAUCAAAGCAUAUAUCCUGAAUAGUGGCACACUGAGUAUUGGCGCAUGAGAAAAAAUAAGUUACUAUUCGGCUUCAGCUAACCAUCCUAAAAUCUCAUUAGAAAUGAUGCUGUACUAUGCUAUUCGGUUCUGUUAUGUAAAAUGCAAAUAAUCAUUAUGUGAUCUUGCGAGACAUUGGUGCCAUGUUGGUGGUACCAGCUGUGGGGAGAGGAGCUGUCCUGUCAUCUGAGGGAACCGAGGUAGCUGCAGUAGUGCCGGGAUUGGUAGCUGAGGACUUGUUGAGAUAUGUAGCCGAGGUGGUGUAAUCAGGAGCUGUCAGUGUUGCAGAGAUCGGGUCUGGACCCGGGGACUGGGCGGGAGCCAUCAAGGUCAUGGUGGGGCUGCCAUGCUAGUAGCCAGGUCAGAUGAGGAAGGAACUGAAUCAGGAUCUUCAACUAUGUCGACUUGCUGGCUGUUGUUUGUGUUUGUGUCAGGCCUAUUGGUGGUGGUAGUUGUGCAGCUUUUGCAUUUAAAAAAAAGAAUGCGCCAAUGCUUGUUUGUGUUGUCGCCAUUAGCCAGCUAACCAGCUGUCAAAGAAAUUAGCCUCUGCUAAACGUGCAUGCUGCAAAGGGACGUUCUGAUUGGCCUCCACAUUGCACACACCUAGUCUACAGUUCUUCAUCAUUCUCGCCACCUCCAGAGAGAAGACUGGGAAGAAACCACCAUUUACCUACCUCUAGGCUGCUAUACAUAUUUAUUGGUUUUUCAUGGAAUUUUAAGGGUAAUUAAAUCAUUUAUUUUGAAUUUAUCAGAAUAGAUUUUCCAGAAAUAGUUUUACCAGCUCUGUGUAUUCUCAAAUUAAAAAUUUACAUUUACAUUAAAGUCUAUGGUAAGACCUGAAAAUGGUUGUCUAGCAAUGUCAAUUUGACCGAGCUUGAAGAAUUUUGAAAAGAAUAAUGGGCAAAUGUUGCACAAUCCAAGUGUGGAAAGCUCUUCGAGACUUACCCAGAAAGACUCACAGCUGUAAUCGCUGCCAAAGGUGCUUCUACAAAGUGUGGACUCAGGGGUUUGAAUACUUAUGUAAAAUUAUAAAUUAGAUAUUUCUGUUUCAAUUGAAUCCAUUUUGAAUUCAGGCUGUAACACAACAAAAUGUGGAAUAAGUCAAAGGGUAUGGAUACUUUCUGAAGGAACUGUAUCUGAGAUGUGCCAAAUUAAUUAUCUCCAGCUCAGGGGUCUCAUAACCGUUUCAUUUCACAUUUCAUAUCUGCGUGCGGCAUUUCUGAAAAGACUGUGUACGUCAAAAAAUAUUGAGAUUUAUAAACUUGGUGGACGUCACAUAUACGCAUGUUUCCAAGGUGUUCCUAAUGUUUGGUUUACUCUGUGUAUAUUGGAUUUAGCAAUGGAAUCAUAAGUCGUAUAAUUAUACACUGAGUAUACAAAAUAUUAUGGACACCUGCUCUUUCCAUGACAUAGACUGACCAGGUGAAUCCAGGUGAAAGCUAUGAUCCCUUAUUGAUGUCAGUUGUUAAAUCCACUUCAAUCAGUGCAGAUGAAGGGGAGGAGACAGGUUAAAGAAGGAUUUUUAAGCCUUGAGACAAUUGAGACAUGGAUUGUGUAUGUGUGGCCAUUCAGAGGGUAAAUGGGCAAGUCAAUAGAUUUAAGUGCCUUUGAACAGGGUAUGGUAGUAGGUGCCUGGCACACCGGUUUGUGUCAAGAACUGGAACGCUGCUGGGUUUUUCAUGCUCAACAGUUUCCAGUGUGUAUCAAGAAUGGUCCACCACCCAAAGGACAUCCAGCCAACUUGACACAACUGUGAGAAGCAUUGGAGUCAACAUGGGCCAGCAUCCCUGUGGAAUGCUUUCGACACCAUGUAGAGCCCAUUCCCCGACAAAUGAAGGCUGUUCUAAGGGCAAAAGGGGGGGGUGCAACUCAAUUAUAGGAAGGUGUUCCUAAUGUUUGGUAUACUCAGUGUAUGUGUGAUCUAUAUCACACACACUUCAUGACCAAAAGUAUGUGGACACCUGCUCGUCAAAAUCAUGGGCAUUAAUAUGGAGUUUGUCCUAUUUUUGCUGCCAUAACAGCCUCCAUUCUUCUGGGAAGGCUUUCCACUAGAUGUUGGAACAUUGCUGCGGGGACUUGUUUCUAUUCAGCCACAAGAGCAUUAGUGAGGUCGGACACUGAUGUUAGGCCUGGCUCGCAGUCGGCGUUCCAAUUCAUCCCAAAGGUAUUCGAUGGGGUUGAGGUAAGGGCUCUGUGCAGGCCAGUCAAGUUCUUCCGCAACGAUCUCGACAAACCAUUUCUGUAUGGACCUCGCUUUGUGCAUGGGGGCAUUGUCAUGCUGAAACAGGAAAGGGCCUUCACCAAACUGUUGCCACAAAGUUGGAAGCACAGAAUUGUCUAGAAUGUCAUUGUAUGCUGUAGUGUUAAGAUUUCCCCUCACUGGAACUAAGGGGCCUAGCCCGAACCAUUAUUCCUCCUCCACCAAACUUUACAGUUGGCACUAUGCAUUGGGGCAGGUAGCGUUCUCCUGGCAUCUGCAAACCCAGAUUUGUCCUUCGGACUGCCAGAUGGUGAAGCGUGAUUCAUCACUCCAGAGAACGUGUUUCCACUGCUCCAGAGUCCAAUGGCGGCGAGCUUUACACCACUCCAGCCGAUGCUUGGCAUUGCGCAUGGUGAUCUUAGGCUUGUGUGCGGCUGCUCAGCCAUGGGAACCCAUUUCAUGAAGAUCCCGAUGAACAGUUAUUGUGCUGACGUUCCUUCCAGAGGCAAUUUGGAACUCGGUAGUGAGUGUUGCAACCGAGGACAGACAAUUUUUACGGGCUACAAAAUUCUAUAUCAUAAACUACAGUUUAGGAACAAUGGGAAAGUUAUUCUGCUUUGAAAGUUGAUUAACUUGUAACCCAACUUUUUAGAAAAUGGCCCUUGAAUUUUGGUACACCUACUGAAGAGCUCUUCUUUUUCUACACCUAUUCAGCAUCGUUCACACCCUCUGAAGCCUUAGCCACACCCAUCUCUUUAAGGAUUCACAUGUGAGGCCAUGUGCUAAACAGAGUGAGUAAGGUAGUGUUGUAAACAACCAAAGAUUUCAAGACUGAAAGUGGUGAAAGUAGUAGCCUACAAUAUGGAAAAACUCCAGGUAAAAACAUACUAUCUAGUCCUUGGCCUAUAUCCUAAUCUGACUUUGACCAUUUGCAUAGUUGCAAUAUCAAAAAUAGAAUAAUUAUUAGAUUAUGCUUACCCAGACACACUUGUCUAAAUUGAUUGGUCAUGUGAAAGAAACGCUAUAACCACCCCCCAGCCACAUCUACCUAAGAAGAUGGGUCACUAUUGUCUAGACAUUUACACAUGUUCAUGAAAUACAAUAGAUGGACGUAAUCACCCCCAGACACACCUGGCGAACUUGAUGGGUCAUGUAAUCAUCUGGUGAAGUGGAGUCUUUUUGUUUAGACCUGUAGCUAGCUAGCUAAAUAAUGAACCAUAAUCCCAACCCAUACUACUAGCAAUACAAACGGAUUGUCAUAGCCAGCCACCAUGCAUGAAAUGCUGUAGUAUGAAUCUGCAAGUACCUAAAGCUAACCAACUACGUUCAAUGUUAGCUAGCUAGCUAACAUUAGGUUAUAACUAGCAAUGCAAAUGGUAUCUUACCCGUAUAUAUGGAUGAACACUUUACGGCAGACUGGAACCCCUUUAACUAAGUAAGACGUUCUGUGUCGUGUCCGUUUUGUUUGGCCCGCGUUGCGUCAAAUCACUCCGGUUCACACUGACCGUGUGCAGAAGAAGUCCAUCACAGCUUUUUCCCACUGAUCUUUGUCAAUAGUGCCUUCUAAAUUCAGGGCAGCAAUGUUGUUGAGAGUAGUAGCAACACUUUUGCAGUUCUCCAUGGCUAACGUUAGAUUUAUUUAAAAAGCCACGGUAGCAAGUAUCUACACAUACUGAGCAGCUCAUGUUAUAGAGAGAAGCAUUCUACAUGACAGACCAAUCCGAACUCAUCUCUCGGCAUGUCCAGCCUAUCCAUUAUCUCUGCCAAUCAUGGCUAGAGGGAAAGUUCCAGUCUUUUUCCAUGGCUAAACCAACUAGGCUCAUAAUUUAACAAUUGUAUUCGUAUUUACAGAUGGCAUACAAGUCUUAUUAAGGCACAUGAAAGUUCACAUGUUCCAGAAGGUAUUUCUGCCAAAAAAAAACGCAUUGAGUUCUAGUUCAAAUGCCUCUCCUGUGAAGUAGUGACGUGCGACAUACGCCUAGCUUCCUGAAACAGGUCACAUUUGUGGUUGAAUAGAGCGCAUUUAAGUCUGGCAAAGACUAUAUAUUUUUUUUCUUUGUAUUGCAUAGAUACAUAGCCAAUGACCAAUAAUCUGCAUUAAGGGGAAUGACCACUCCGGAGGCACCAAUAAGGUCGUACUCUCAACUGUGCAACAGUGUAAUGUAAAAUGUGUAAUGUAAAAUGUGUAGGACAGAUUCAUGCUGGAAGUAUCUAAGUGGAAAAGGAAGGGAUUUACAGUUAUUUUUUGAAUGUCUUGUUUAUUGUUUUGUGGGAGGGUUAUUGGAGGACAACUGGAGGUCUACUUAGAGUUAGUAUGGAUAAGUAUUUCAAAAUGGUGGUAAGGACAGUGAUAAGUAUCUCAAAAUGUAACCCAUGAUGAUGAUCAGUGAAUUAAGUAUAGCUAGCUAUAAUUCCAAUGGUUUGGCUGAUAAUAAGAAAGGAAGAGCAGUUUUUACAUGGCUAAAGGAUAAAGAUUACCAUAUUUAUUGUCUUCAGGAAACUCAUUUAAUAUCUUCUGAAGUGGCCUGGGAAAAAGAAUGGGAUGGUCAAAUGUAUUUCAGUCAUGGGUUAAGAAAUUCAAAAGGUGUUUUGAUCCUAUUCAAAAACUAUUUGGAUCUUGAGGUACAAUCCAUUACAAUAGAUCCUUGAGGAAGAUGGAUUGCCUUGAAUAUACUACUUGAUGAUAAACAGUUAUGGCUCAUAAAUCUAUAUGGACCGAAUAAGGACUAUCCAAACUUCUUUGAAAACAAUGAAUAACACCCAGUCGCAACUGAAUUGUGGUUGCAUUUGGCUGCUUGCUAGGAGAUUGGUAGUUGUCCUGAGGAUCAUCGGGUCUCAUGUCCUCUGGGAGGAUGGGAACCCAAUUGCGCACAGCCAUGUUGUGCAACACACAGCAAGCCAUUACAAUUAUGCACGCUUUCUCAGGCUUGUACAGGAGUCUCCCACCGCGUGUAUCAAAGCACAGCCAUCUCCCUUUUAUUGCACCUAUUGUACGCUCCACAAGGGAGCAGAUGCGACACUGGAGCUCAUUGAAGCGCCUCUCUUGUGCGUCCUGGGGGUUGGUGAGCAGCCAGGGUUUAAGGGGAUAUACCCUAUCAUCUGGGAGGAGGAGGAAAAAACAUUUACAUGAUGCAGGGGAAAUAAUUGUGACUAUUUCAUAAUUAGGCCUGCUAACUAUAUAGCUUAUAUAUAGUCUGUUGCUCACACUGCUGUUCAUCCGGAUGAACGAGUCGUGACUUGAACCGGGCCAAAGGUCAACAACAUUGGUGAGUGCCAUUUGUAGAUCACAAAUCACUUGCACAUUGAUGGAGUGGAAGUUUCCAGUUCACGUACACAAACUCGUUCUCACUGUUGCCCUUAUUGCAACACGAGUGCAGUCGAUCGCCCCGAUUACAAUUUGGAAAACCGGCCAUCGCUGCAAAUUGCAGUUUGUUUGCCUGUUCACCGGCUGUGUAGGGGAACCGUAUGUACCUCGGACACAGACGGAUGAUGCCAGGGGAGGGCUGUGAUAUUCCCGAUCUGCCAAACAGUUCCCUCUGAAAGGUCCCUGUGGCUAGGAACCCAACAGUGGUCAAAACCUGUACAUGGACAGGUAUUGCCUGAUUGCGGCGUGUAGGCCGUGCAAGCAUUUACCCCAGUUCAGCACAUAGGUCCAACAAAAUGGCUCUGGGGAACCUGUAUUGGCUCAUAAGCCAGUCAUCAUCAUGGGCAAAUAAAUCUGCUAGUCUCAAAAGAUGCUCGCGGAGAAAAACCAUGCCAACGCAGCCAUGGUCUUUGGAUGCAACUAGUCUAGAACACACAUGGGUCUAUUUAUAUAUACAUAGACAAUUUGGAGUAAUUGCUUGCAUCAGUGCUGUGAAAUGCAUCAAUGUUAAAUGCUAAUGAGUAAUAAUUGAUUAGCCUAUAAGGAGUAGCCAUAGGCCAAAGUGACAAAUUAUAUCUAACCUAGAAUGUAAAAAAUUUGCUAAAAUAAUAAGUGACAAUAAUAAGAAUAAUACAAAUAAUUCUGCAUUUUAUUUGUAUAGCACUAUUUUAACAACAAUGUGCAGGCUAUAUAUAGGCUUAAGCCGAACAGGCUACUGUGUAGUGUAUAUUUUUAGCCUCUAGGAUGUGUGUACGCAUGGUCUAAAGUUUGCGGCGAGGAAAGCACAUUCUCACAUUUCAGUUCUUAUAAAUUCAAACUUCUGCGUGAAAACUGCUGCACAUGUUUUGGGGUAUAAUUUGUACGUACGCAACGUUUUGUAAAUGAGGCCCCAGGGCUCCAGCUAUGAAUUUGGUUUGCUAACUUGCUAGAUAAGUGGCUAGUUUGCAAGAUCAAGCUUCUUGGUUACAGCAGAGACAAUCCAUCCCCUCCUGGAUCAUUAUCCCUGCUGCCUAAAUUGUUCUGUGGGUUUUUUACGUUUGGAAAGAAAUAGCGUCCCUUGUGUCCACUGCCGGUAAUACCGUAUACCCCGGUAUGGUACAGGAACUGUAUGAAAAUCUGGAUACCGCCCAACCCUAGUGUGUUCGUGUUUCUUGUGCACGAUUCAUGACCUUCACUCUGCAAGGCAGAAUCUCUCACAGUUAAAAGGCAGACUGGCUUUUUUCUCUCUAGUCUAUGGCCUGCUCUGACCUCCCCUUUAAAAGCCUGCACUGGGGCCGUAUCCACAGUGUCUCAGAGUAGAAAAUUGGUCAUAAGUCUAAGAAUAGACAUUUUACUCCUACUCUUAUGGCAAAAAAUAAAAGCUAUUCAUGAAGCCUCUUUAGUCAUAAGAGUCCUACCUAGUCGACAGAUUUUUAGGAGAGCUCGAGCUGUCCUAACCAGUUAAGUUGCCAGCAGGUGUCUUGAUGAAAGGCAGCGAGUCAGUGGUUCCCAUGCCAUAGACAGGCAUUUGCUUUUAAGAUACUGUAUGAUUCAGUGCAAUAGGCCUAUCACAGUAUUUAAAAAAAAAUGUAUGCAUGCCAACAUCUUAGGCAAGAAUAAAGAGUAGGCAAAGUGAUCGUGUCAGGUUAAAAUGAUAGGCUAUCAAAUGUUUUACCAUUGCAACAUUUGGUUCACCUUGGUUUUGUGUAGCGUGCUAUAGAGUUCACAGCUGGCGAUGCCUCAUUGCGAUUGGUUAUUCCCCAUGAUUUGCAACAAUGUCAAUGAGCGUCACCACAAUCUUUCCUUUGCGGUACCUUAAACUGUCGUGAUUACGAGCUGAGUUAAACUUUUAUGAGUUGAUUUUACUCCUGGAUCAGAGUUUCUCUGAGCAGUGUUUUAACAUCAUCCUAAAACCUACUCUGAGCUAGGAGUUUUUUUGUUUGUCCUAAAACUUUUUUUUUUUUUUACAGGAUUCCUAGGACCUUUUCUGAAUGCUUAGUGGAUACGGGCCCUGACCUCCCCUUUAAACACCCAGCCCUGUAGAGACUGUUGGUGAAUCACGGCAGUAUUUACAUUUUAGUCAUUUAGCAGACGCUCUUAUCCAGAGCGACUUACAGUUAGUGAAUGCAUACAUGUUUGUUUUUUUCAUACUGGCCCCCCGUGGGAAACGAACCCACAUCCCUACCGGCCAAACCCUCCCCUACCUUGGACGACGCUGGAACAAUUGUGCGCCGCCCAUGGGUCUCCCGGUCACAGCCAGCUGCGACAGAGCCUGGACUCGAACCAGGAUCUCUAGCGGCACAGCUAGCACUGCGAUGCAGUGCCUUAGACCACUGUGCCACUCAGUAUUGCUACCAUGGGGCCUGUAGCUCACCGUAAUUACAUUUUAAAUGGAUGCCACUUAACCCCUACCACCAGGACAAUGCAUCUACCAAUCAGCUUAAAUAAAUUGCCCUUUCCUUGGCACAGCAGAGGCUGAGGAGCCUUGCAGAUUUACACCGGCCCUCAGUGAAUUGUAAAUGAAAGAAAAUUGAAAAGAAAGUGCCUUAAAAUCCAUUAAAUUAUAAUGUAUAAAAACACACUGCUUUGGGUGAUUGUGUCACAGCAAGUGCUUUGGAUUUGGUUGUUUUAAUUCUUAAUAUGCUGUUGGAACCUGGAGGAAAAGCUGAAGAGUGGUACUUUGAAAGCCCUCUGGAAAUGAAGUGUACUAAAUAAUAUCGCCCUCGGUUGGGGUUUGUCACCUUGGCAACCAUAAUUAAACUCCUCCACACUCCAGCCCGACAAUUGUACGAUACCAUAGGCAAGACAAUAGUGCCUCAUUUGUAAGGACACUUUAUGGGACCUGUGAAAAUUGGCUACUCUCAUACCAUUGAACACAUAUGCCAAAUUUCAUCAUUGGGGUGGACUCCUGGCUUACUAAACGUGCUUUCCAAUUUCUGUGAUAAUAUGCCCAAACAUUUCUGAAUGUAAGACCUCUCCUCUCCUCAGAGGGGGAACCUGACUGCUCUGCUGUGUGGAGAGGGGGGGCUGGUGCGCUCCCUGGAACAGUUCCUCCUACACGGCUUCAAGUCCUCGCGCCUAUUCCAGAGGAGUGUGUUCAUAUGGGACUUUGUGGGUAAGUGGGUGUGUGUGUGUGCACGUGGACAGAAAUUGUGGAGUGUAGUAAUGUAAUUCCAUAUAAUUUGUCUCAAUCUUGUGGCUGAUAAGUUAACUUUUACAUUAUUCAUUGUUAGUGCAGCACAGCAUGAUUCAUCUAGAACACUCAGUAAACAGCCUCAUCUUUGCCUUCAAACAGUUAUUACGACAUCCUAAAAAAUAUAUUUCUAGAACAGUACUUACACUUACUGAAAUCAUAUAACAACUUCUCAAUUUGGCUGACUCCUUAGCUCAGAUCCUUAUUCCAUAGUUAUCCAGAGGUCAUCCCUGUCAUAGAAAUAAAAUUACUAGAAUUCUAGUGUAGGAUUAGUCAUUCUAUUUCUAUGAACCCUGUCCUUCUAAUGUGAUACCUGCUCCCCACCUCACCCCCACAGAGAAGGUGGUGGUUUCCAUGGAGACGGCGGAUCAGAUGGGUGACUUGCGGGGGUCAACGGAACUGUGUGACUCUCUGUGUCACUAUGCCAACGCCAUCAAUGCCUCGCCGCGGAACAUCGGCAAGGAGGGCAAGUUCCAGCUGCUGAUCUGCCUGGGAGUCAGGUGAGAGGUCAUAGUUGAAAGUUCAAACGGCAAUGGAGAGGGAGAUGGUAGGGGCCAGGAGGAUGUAACGUCACAUCACAAAACAUUCAGAUAUACUGUAAAUAUAUUUAGUAGAACAGAUAUGACUGUCAUGCAAAAUAGGGAAUAAUUUCAGCUCUGAUCAUCCUAUUUCUAUCUGCGUGUUCAGAACCCUGCAUCCUUCUGAAUAGACCCCAGUUGUGCAGGUGUGACUUGAUAGAUGCAUUCGAACAGGGCCUUCUAAUGAAAAUCUGAACGUCACCACUGCCCUCUGGUGGUUGUGUUAAUUGUGUCAGUCAGAGUUACACAAUUUCCCUCCCCCGGAAGCCCCUGAGCGCUUCUCAGACAGUAGCUUGCAGCAGGACUAGGCCUGUAUCCACAAAGCAUCUCAGAGUAGAUAAUUGGUCGCGUGAGAAUGCUGAGAAUAUACAUUUUACUCUUAUGAGUAAACAUAAAAGCUAUGCAUAAAGCCUCUUUAAUUAUGAGUCAUACCUAGUCAACAGAUAUUUAGGACACCUCAUGAGCUGUCCUAACCAGUUAAGAGUUACCAGCAGGUGUCUUGAUAAUAGAAAAAUGCAGCGAGUCAGUGGUUCCUGCGCCACAUGCAAUUGCUUUGGAGUUGUUCAAAUGUUUUGAUAAUUCUAUAUGAUCAACCCAUAAAUAACCUAGAUCUGCAUACAACAGCAUCUCUUGUCUUUGACAAUGAUUUCACAAGGCCUAUUUCACAUCAUAUGCCUAAAAACGUAUAACAAAUAGGCUAAUAAAUGUUUUUCUUUUGAUUAUUUAAUUACCUACAUUGUUAUUUCAAAUUAUCCCUUUGGAGCGCAAUAUCAUGUUGUAUGAGUUGGCUCAGAGUUUGUCUGGGCAGUGUGUUAACAUCAUCCUAAAACCUACUCUGAGCUGGGAGUUUUUUUUUGUCUUAAAAUAGGUUUUAUCAGGAUUCCUAUGACCUUUUCUGAGCGGCUUUGUGGAUACGAGCCCUGGUCUCCAAGGCCCAGGGGCGGCACUAUACAUUUUUCACUGGGGUAGGGAAGGGGUAGCUUGGUCCAUGCAUACGAGUGUUUGUAAUAUAUGGUACAUGCGUGUAUGUGCAAGGCCUAUUCUAGAGGGGGCCUCAGUCACAGACCUGACCCAUUUACAUCACACACUGUUAUUUCAGCGAGGAAUUUUGGCUGUAAGUGGUCUGAAGGGCUUUGGUAGGCCUUGGAGCUUGCUUUUGAAAAAGGGGUGCUUUGUUUUGACAUAGUACUCUUCUUUAUAUUGUAUCUACAUUUUCCUCCGACGGACUACCUAGGUAGUAACUGACCACUACUGCAAGAGGCAUCAAAUAAAACCUAUAUCGAAUGAGCUCACUUAAUUGAUUUUGUUGAAUUUUAAAUAAAAUGCCUAACUUGAAUCUGAGGACCUAGUCAACAGCUCCAGGUACAAGUUGCCCCUAUAGGCACAGAUUUAGGAUCAGCUUCCUCUCGCCAAUUCCAAUCCUUAACCAUUAUUGCGUAAAUGCAGAACUUUGCUUAGAUCAGUUGGCCUUAGGGCAACUUCGUCCUAAUCAGAGGAAUCAUGGGAUGGAUAUAGAGAGGUGAAACAUUCAGAACAUUGCAGAUAGAAAUGUAAUGAAUAGAGCGGACAUGAUCCCUCUAUUCUACAUGUUAGGCAAUCAGAUUUGUUCUACACAAUGCAUUUAUGUCUGAACGUUAUGUAGCAUUGCGCCCUCCUGAACAGACCUGUGGAGAAAGUUAUGAUUUGACCUUUGACUCUCUGUGUUGGCAGGGACCAGCUGCUGCCCCAGUGGCUCCCUCUGUUGGCCGGAUGCCACCUGUCGGCUCGUCUCUAUGAGGAGUCGGCUUUGGUCCGGGACUGCGCCGCCGUCAACUCCCUCUACCGCAUCCUCCACACCCUCCACGAGUUCCCCAUUACCCUGGAGACGGCCCUCAUUAAGGGGGUUGACCUCUAA
Coregonus sp. 'balchen' is the source of this 55655-nucleotide messenger RNA. The record is from the annotation of a GenBank genome assembly. Lineage: Eukaryota; Metazoa; Chordata; Actinopteri; Salmoniformes; Salmonidae.